AUGGUUGCUUCCGGCCUGUGUGCAACCCCAACUCCAAGUGGAGUGAGAAGACGACUGACGGCUUCCGAGACGUUCUUCACGUACGGAAGAGCUCUUCCAGCGAGACGGCUGAAACGCCGGGAACUCGUCUUGGAGUUAAAAUCGAGACUGGAGGGGUGCGAAUACAAUCCGGCUAUCUUCGAGAGGAAAGUGGUUCGGAAAAAUAUGUUGUUUCAGUGGAACCAGCCAGUUAUACUAAGAACGACGGCACCUACUCAGUCAACACAGACAUCUUCGUGGAACCAGCCGCUUGAGGCGACAACACAGGUCAGCCCUUAACGUCCAGUGUUCUGACUGAGGCAACAAACAUAAAUGGGACCCAUCAAGCAACGGAAGGACCCAGAGAAAGUGGCGUCCGAGAUAACAAAGUAAUGCUCAAAAAAGUCGCAAAUGCAACCAGAAAUUCGGCUGCUGCAAAAUUGAGGUGCUUGUACACAAAUGCCCAAGGCCUCGUAUCAAAACUAGACGAGCUAAAACUUUGCCUUUUCGAACUUUCUCCAGAUGUUUUAGCAGUAACCGAGACCUGACUGUCUGGUAAUAUUAGCGAUAGCGAUAUGACCUUGUCUGGAUAUCAAGUUCAUCGGAGGGACAGGAAACAUCGUCAGGGGUGGUGGUGUGGUCAUGUAUGUGAAUGAAGGCCUGACAGUGUCGGAAAACACCAACAAGUUUGCAUGCAGCAGGGAAACUAUUUGGUUGAGCAUCGAGGCUACUGGCUUCCCUAGUCUCGAUCUCCUCACUGCCUACCGACCACCUAGGACAGACCAAAUCGCCGACACCCAACUAUUCGAUCAGUUGGAUAAAUUUUCCAGUCGAUCCAACACCAUGAUCAUGGGCGACUUUAACGCACCAGAAGUUAACUGGGACACCUCCAAGUGUCAGAUCCAAAAUCGACACUUGAUAACCAUCUGCCGAACAAAACAUUAUAGGCGUCCCUCACACAGCAUGGAAUGUUUCUAACGAGAACACUUUAAGGACAAAGUGCAAAAUGCCUGGAUCUGGUUAUAGCGAAAGUGCCGCACAGCAUAGACGAGAUCGUUCCCAUGCCGCCCCUUGUCCGAAGUGGCCAUGUAGUGCUCCUGUGGGAUUAUUUGUUAUUCUCCAUUUCACAUACUCCGGACCAAAAAAGACGCAAUGUUUGGCGGAGCGACAUCAAUGAAAUGAGGGCAGACUUAUCCGGUCUCGACUGGGGCUCAUUGUUUACGGGCAAUGCCAACUAUGAAUGGGAGCAGUUCAAGAAUGUCCUUCUGCAGCUCAUCAACAAACACAGCCCACUGACCAGUUUAAGACUAGGUAAACACCCUAGGUGGCUAAAUAUUAACUUUAAGAAAGAAAUCAACUGGAAGCAGAAAUUAUGGAGAAAAUACUGCGUUACUAGGCAAAUUGAUUAUUUCAACACCUACAAGACGCAGAACAAACAAACUGAGAAACAUGAUUAUUUAGAUGCGUCGGACAUGGGAAAAUCAUUCGCUACAACAACCAACUCAGAACCCGAAAUAACUCUACAGCUACCUCCGACGAAGUACAAGGAACAGACGUAAAAUCCCCCCAGUAAGAACUACUGAUGGCGUUGAGGUUGCUGGUUGUAGAGAUACACUUUCGUAUUUUUUAUAGUUUUUCCAUUCAGUUUACAAAAACAGGUCAAGGUCCCUUCUUCAGUUCACAGAAGAACUGCCGACCACAAGCGUCAGUUAUAUACUCUUCUCGAAGUCAUUGUCCGACGAGAAUUAGAGGCACUGAACGAAUCGAAUUCGCCAGGACCUGACGAGAUUCCAACCAAGCUUCGCAUGGAACUUCCCUGAGAGCUUUCUGUGCCUUUGUCGGUGGACUUUCAAACGUCAUUUGACACUGGAACACUUCCUAUCGGUUGCAAACUGGCGCAUAUCACGCCGCUAUGCAAAGGAGGUAGCAGGGCAUCGAAGAUAAAUUACAGGCCCAUAAGCUUGACAUGUAUUCUCUGCAAAGUUAUGAAAAGGAUCAUAAGGAACUGAUGCAAUUCCUGGAAGUUCAUGGCCUGCUAUCGAAAUACCAACAUGGGUUCCGUAAAGGGAGAUCCUGCACGACAAACUAGCCGCAAUCCCCCCAGAGCUGGACCCGAGCUCUCGACGACAGGCACGCGGCCCACAUAGCCUUCAUCGACUUCCAGAAGGCGUUCGACACUGUGCCACACCAGAGGCUGUAACAUCAACUAAAAAGUAGGGAUCGGUGGCAGCUUCCUUAAAUGGAUCGGAAUCUUCCUUGUGGGUUGACUGCAGGUUGUGUGCAUCGCUCAAGGAAAAUGAGAUCCUAAAGUGGUCGAGAGUGGUGUCCACCAGGGUUCAGUAUUGUUACCCAUUUUGUUACUUAUAUAUGUGGACGAAGCCGUAAGAGCUUCAGAAUACGAAGCACCAAUGUUUACCGACGAUAUGAAGAUAUGGAGUGUAAUGCGAGGCCCUGCCGACGAAGACAGACUGCAGAUGAACCUGAAUUGGUUUGAAGAUCGGUCAGACCGUCUGCUUUUCGGGUUGAACAUUGGAAAUUGUAGCACACUUCGCCUCGGCAAAUCAGCCAGAUCUGCCAGCACAAGAGACUAUUUCCUAGACGGUGCAGCCCUACAAGAGGCCGCAAAAGGACCUUGGUGUGCGGACGACGUGCUCCCUAAUACCAUCCGCUCAUUGUUCGAGAUUGGCAAAAGUGCAAUGUCCGUACUGUACGCAUCCAAGUGUGCGUUUAUGGACUUCGACGAAGACGCUUUCUCUAAGACUUUUGGAAGAUUCGUCCGGCCGCACUUAGAGUGCAUACAAGCCUAGAGACCGUAGGUGGUAAACCAUCAAAACCACCUCGAAAGAAUUCAAAGGAGAGCCACGAUAACGGUUACGGGUGAAGCUCAUUUCCCUAUGCAAACAGCCUAGUUAAUCUGAAGCUCUUUCUUUUGAGUUGCACGCAACUUCGCAGGGAUCUCUUGCAAGCAUUGCGCAUUGUAAUGGGGUUAGAUUGCAGCAUGGUCUUCGAGGACUUUUUUGAACUUGCUACCACGACCAAACUCCGAGGUCACCCGUUUAAACUGCGCACUAAGUAGGCAGGGCUAAAUGUGCGUAAGUUCUCCUUCUCUGUUCGAGUGGCAAAACCAUGGAAUGCCCUCCUUGCAGACGUCAUGAUGUCACCAUCGAUCCAAAGUUUUAAAAAGAACCUUAACAGAUUUAUUUUCCGAAAUUACCAAGAGCGCUGGGAGGUCAAGCUCAUCACCUGUGACCUACUCGCAUUUUGCCCUACCAUUAUGGGCUCGUUUGAACAUUUUCAGCCCAGAGCAUUUUUCUGUAUACCACACAAUUUUACGUUGCAAAUAGGGUAUUCAAAGGCUUAUACCUAUUUCCCUCAAUAAACUAAACUGAACUGAACAGAAAUUAUUUCUAUUCCUGAGGCAUUAGAUCCCAAAAGACAAAAGUUCCACAUACAUUCUAUUGAGAAAAGUUCUCCUCCGGACGCCAUUUUUAUUUUUUUAAGUCCUCAUCACUAACAUAAUAGGGGUAGUUCUUCUGCACGUUUACCUGUGUCACCUUAUUGUGCCGACAAGCCCCUUGUUUUUCUGCAUCAACUGGUCGGCGAACGCGUUGUUUACCCGCUAGAGCAUCUUUAAAAAUAAUUUUGGUGUAGUCUGUCCGUUGAAUUUAAAUACAACGAUUGUUGCAUGCACAGCGGCCUUUAAAUACUUCGUGUUGGACGUCCUUUAACGUAAAUAAAGAGCCGUUUUAAAUGUUUUCUAUUGAUCCUUGGUCAGUUUUGACGUAAAAGCAUUGGAUAAGUACUCUUAACAUUCCCAUUUUUUUUCAUAGGGACUGAAGUCAGAAUUUAGCGCAACAUACAGGGAUAUGAAGUCCCAACCUCCAAGGAAUUCUCUUAAAUAUAACCAAGAUAUUGGGAAACUUUUCGACGAGUACUUUGGUCAUGAGUAUUCCGAGCAGCAGUAUUGUGAAACACUUUUGGAUGUUUUAAAAUCAUCGUACGAAUUUUCAAAAAACGGACAUGCUGAGUUUGUGGAGCAGUUGUUAAAAGUAACUUAAUUCUUACUUAAUAUCCUCCCAGAUCCGAGAUAAUAAGGCUAAUGAGAACGAAAUUUAUGACCAACUCGAAAGUCUUCUGCCAAAGUGUUUUAGAAUAUCAGAAGAUGAAAGAACUGCCGACCUGACUCCAUUCCUAGAAGGAAAGAAAUGUAAUCAUGACCUUACGAUAAAUUUUCUAAUUCAGAACCAUAGGUCUUCUUGAAAAUUUUGACUCACCCUUGCUUAAACAACAUGGUUUCUUGAAUUCAUCCGAUCUCCAGUGUUAUCCAACACCGUUGCUAAAUCAUUUCAUGGAUCCGAAUAAGAGUCUUGUUAUAAAUUCUGAAGGUUCGGACACUUUUCAAAGUAACGUACUGAAUGAGUCUUACCCAGUGGCAGGUAAGGUUGUUGAAUGCUGUUUUAAAACUUUCACAUCCACCCGCACUCAUUAUAAAAAAUUUAAUUCCAAUUAAUAAUGGCGUGUUUUGUCAGCAGUUCUUUUAAGUUGUAUACUGUCCUUUUAACACUAGAACCUAUGAAGUCCCAACCAACUGAUAAAGCAUACAAACCGCUCACUUUGUGUGAAAAUGUGGCGGAGAUAGAUAAGGGCCUGCACAAACUAAUGGAACCCGUAAGUCUUUUUGUGAGGGCUGUGUUGAAUGAAAUAUGUAGAGCUCGAUGCUCGCCUUCUAAAGCAAUAUCUGGGUGCAUUUUUCAGCUAAAUUUCAUGCGAAAUCCAAGGUUUCCAGAUGCCGGAAAGCAAAAGAUACUCUCUUUGGGUGACUUGCAUGCCUUCGCCAUUGAACCAAAGGAUUUCAUAUUUGAUUCCUUUGAAGCUGGUGGAACAUUUGAGGUAAGACGUGGGCCUCUGCUUUACAAAAAUUCCCGAAAGUACAUAGAUUCAACAAUCAUCAUUUGAUUUUCACAUGUUCUUCUUUUAGAAGGCAUAAAAAUUAUCGGUACAUAUUACUGCGUUGAGCUUGCCAGUAUUUUUGGUGUCAAGUAACUUAUUUGAAUUGCUUAAGAAAUUUACGAUAAGCACAUGGGAUUACAGCUACAACUAUCAAACUGAGUUGUUUUACUAGGAGAUUAAAAUUUUAUUUGAAAAGGAGCCUUUGCAGACAAUCUAGAAUUUUCCAGAAUAAGUUUUAUGAAAGGACGUCAUUAUAAAAAGGAAAAUUAAAAUUACUGCUUUAGAAAUUUUGUAAUUUCUGAUAAUAUCUUCCCUUCGGUUAGAAAUUAAUCACUUUUAUACCUGAAGUUCAAGGUAACAGGCGAAAUCGACCAUCACUGUCGUGUGUUGUUUAGGUUGUUUGCACGCACCAUGCUCAGAAAUUUGAAUUUCAAAAGAAAACAUUAAAUUCAUUAUCUAAGAAUAUUAUUUGCAGUUUGCUGCUCCAGUUAAGUCUGCAUACGGCAACAGAACACAAGAUUAUCUUAUUUUCGUUGCCGUAUGAAGACUAAAAUUAUGCUUAUUAAUAGGCACCAGAUUCCUGUCCCAGUUGUACGUGGAACAUGCGUCUGGUGCCUGUUAAUAAGCAUAAUUUUGACAGAAUACUUUAUGCCUGCAGGGUUUUUCGAAAAAUUAGUCAAUUUGGUCUAAUUGACUCCGCUUGUCUUGGAAGUUUCGAUCAUUAAAACUAGCGAAGCAUUUUUUCUAUCAGAGUAUUUAAGCAUGUUUUUAAAUGAAAAUACUGGCAAUGCAUAUUCGGCCACCAUAUCAUGUUAUUCUUAGCAGGUUACAUCUCUUCGUUCCUUCAGAAAAAGCUUACCCUGCGUAAUGUGUCCAAACUCACGCGCGCACUUCGAAUCAUUCCGCCAAAGUCCGAGUUCUUUGAAAUUGGCGAAGGUAAAUCCGUUCUUUAGUUUUCCCGAUCGCUUUAAAAAGCUGAACCUGCAGUCAGUUACAUUUACUUUCGCUUUUUUACCCAUUUCAAAGUAAAACUUUAUCAAAAACUCUAAAAAGUGCCUAAUAUAGUAAAAAACCUAUGUAAGUGUUGAAGUGGUUGUUAAAUACGUCCAGAAUCAGGCACUACAUGCGAAGUGAAAAUAAAAUGUGCUUCACUUGUUCUUACGUAAGCAUAUUCAAACAAAAGGCCAUUUUGCGCGUAAAAUGGCUUGCAGCAGCAGUCCGAAUUCGAAAGGAGAUAGGGGGAAGGAAAAUCGAACUCUGCAAUCUUUCGUUCACAUUUUUACCGUUACAUGACAGCAGCAAAUAGUUAUUAUCAGAGCGCCAGUCUUCGAUCAACCCACGACAUGUCCCAAAGGAAUGGUCCAACCGGAGAAUGCUUGUAACGAUUUUAGGAAGCUGACUAUCACGUGAAAUGGCCGCUUUUGUACAUUUUUCGUUAAAAAACCUCUAAACUGCACGAAUAUCUCUUUUGCGGGCUUUUAUUUAAUUUAUUUUUGUCUGUCUGCUAAAACCUCCUGAAGAUCACUCAGUGCUGCGAUGCUUUCCCGGACAACUAACAUAACCAACAUUGCAGUAUCAUAAGCUAAUCACUUUGCAAUUUUAACAUCUUUGUUUUAAAAUUCUGUUACCAAGUCUGUGGCAAGUAAACUGGUAAGUGUACAUUCCAAUCUCACAUUCAGGUCAUUAUCCGGAGGCUGGAGACAACACGGUUGCUCCGGGACUCUCCUGUUCCAUCACAAUUUUCUUCAAGCCAACCCUGAUGCGAACGUACUCGGAUGAACUGGAGGUCCAGUACGAAUCUCAGCUCACACCACUCAUUGUAACGCUGAGGGGCCACAGAAAACACGAGCAAAUAAACUGUGAGUUCUACUGCCUUUUGUCUGAAUAUCUGUGCUAUAUAAACUAUUCUUUUUAAGUGACUGGCCCCAUGUAGCUCAUCGGUGUACUUUGGAUCAUAAAAAUCCCCAGUUCCGCAAACAUCUACGCAGACCAAAGCUGGGGACAUCACACUGACUUUUAUUGUUAACAAAAGUCUAUUUGCUCAAAUAAUAGCAGUUAUCGACCAGUCGGAAAUUUGAUAACUUUUAACGUCCACGAAGUUCAGGCUCUUGUGCUUUGUCCUAAGUAGCGACAAAGCCGGUUAUCCUAGACUUCCAGGAUGUUUUUUUCUCACAGAAGACAUUUUGGUUUGUCUAUUUUUAUUUUAACUGAUUAGGACGGUUCAACUUCAGUGAAGUAUGCUAUUUUAUACAUGUUUGAGAGCCAGAGAAUUUCUCAAAACUCACGUUAAACGAUCCAUUUCCUUUUUCGUGGCAGAACAUUGAGCACUGUUUACAUCAACGGUUAUCGAAUUUUAGUUCAUAAGCCGCAGACGAGGCAGCCACAUUCCACUGGCACACACUCGCUUCCGCAGGUCCUGUUACUGUCUUGUCAGCUGAGCAGGUUUUCAGAAUGAAGGUAGAGCGCGUUAGGCGCUGCAUAAGUCUGUCUCACUAAUUCAUGCGCAAGUGGCCGGCGCUGCAUUCGCCCCCCCCCCUCCCGCGGGGCACGUCGUGGACGUUGUUAUGGGUCACAGUUGAACCGUCACUGUACGAAACUUUCCUUCUGCCCAGGCCAUUAUCUUAUGUAGAAUUUUUCCGCUGUAGAAAUUUACGUAUUAUCUGUAACUUUCCCACUUAAGAGGCCUUUUCUUGAAAUUCACCUUUUAUGUGUUUAGUCCCUCGCGAAUGGGAUCUGGGGACAUGUCUCGUUGGCGCCUCUAAAAAACAGACGAAAAUCAUCCGCAACUUUGGAAAGUGGUCGAAAUACUUGCCAAAAAUUGUCAUCAAACCCGUAAGUUUAUCAUAUCUCGGACUUCGUCUCGGCUUAAUCUCGAGUUAUAGCCAGUUACCAUGUCCAGAAGAUGUGCAGGUACUUUUAUCAGCGCAGUACCGUAAAGUAAGCACUAGGUACAUUCGCCACUUACGAUCCACUAACGUUCGGAUUUGCAUUUUGUUCCAGCUCUUAUUUUUUUGACUGCUCUUGGGACAUAAUUUGAAACUAUCAGCCCGCUUCUGAUUGAGUAGGAAGCUGCUGUUUCUGUUUAGCUUGAUGUAUUCAUAUUCAUUUCUGAGGUAGUCGAACAGCAUAAUGAGCAGAUGUAGCCGUCUCCACUUCCCGGUUUUUUUUUCGAUGGAUGAAUUAAAAACAUUUUUUUGCUUCUGAUACUUGAAGGCUGAUUAAAGUCUCUGUCGACUUCAGUGAGUACCCCUGUGUCAGUCAGUGUUUGACCGCUGGGGCCUGAAAACUUCCAGUACGGAGGCUGUGUCUGCAACGGCAGUCGUUAAACGUCAUUUUCGAGUCUUCGCACACACUCGUGAGGUUAGAGCUGUUGACGGGUGAGUACUUGUAUAGCACGACUUAAAUUGCAGGUUAGCCAAAACACAAACAGUCAGCCUCCAUUGCCAUUGGUCAGUGGCUAACCGGACGGAAAUGUCGGCUAUUUCACAUGCGAACUUUGAUUGGGCGUGGAAAUAGGGACACGCCCCACGCAUCGUACUGUAGGUGGCGAUGUGCUGAAUUUCGAAAGGGUACCCCUUCCAUGUCCCGAAUUUAAACCCAGCCCUAACCAUCCUGGUCCUAGCUUCAAAUGGAAUUUAGCUCAAGGUCACAUGCAAGACGGGGCUGCUCAUAGCCCUGCCUUACCCAGAUGGCCACCAACGACCACCCAAUUCUAACUAUUUGAACGAAAGGAAAUAUGACUGUUCACGAAAGGAAUAUGACGUCUGUGACAGUAGGCCCUCAACAAUCAUUGUCCUUCGAAGGCUCCAAGUGGGGGCCGCACAAUAACCAGCUGUCCCUAUCUCAGAAGUCGGGCAGCACACGUUGAGCAGACAGUUUUUGUUGGGUGACGACGUGCAUGCGACUAAUAAAGAGUACUGGGAAGUAUUUAUGACCAGUUUGAGCCAAGCGUGCCUGAAGGCCAUGAUGCUGAUCGACUGAUCAGGACACAGUGUUCAGACCAGCCCAAUGAGGGUCGCCCUUAAUGGCGUACAAGAAUUCCAGGGAUCAGCCGACGCGUGUGGGCAGGAUAGCAAGCGUUUCAUUGAUGUGCCGACGUUCCAGGCAUUCACAAAUCCAUGAGAGUAUGUCACAACAGCCCUCUUUUAAAUUCUUAUUCGUCUAGUGUGUUUCCUCAAAAAACGAGGAGGAGGACAUUUUCAGCCGAAGGCAACGGUAUUGGUUGGUUCCUCAAAAAAUUAGUGGUAGAACCACUAUUAUUAAUGACGUAGUCAAAUACGGGGGAUUCGUUUAUCCGUGUCAAUUUGACUGGGAGCAGACUUGGGGUCAGUUUCCACAGCGUCCACUCAUGCCUUCAGUUAGUCAUCAUUUAGCCUGAGCCAAACUCAGGCAAAACAAUAGCCUAGAGGAGUUUGUUCGCAGGGCGGCGCAGCACGUAAAGUAGGAGGGCUAACUCAUGAAAUGUCAACAGAAAUUCUGGAAUUCGUUUUCGUCUCGAAAAGAUUAAUUAAGUAGGGUUGUAAAGCUUGUCAGCCUGCAACAUACUUUUAUAAUAUUUCGGUUACGUCAGGAUGCCGGCUUCCAAAUCAACUUCCUUCCGGCUGCAUGCAAAAACUGCACAUUGUAAAAAAUCACCACUUAAGUAGCAUGCAUUUUUCUCGUUGAUUUUCGUUGCCCCUAAAAGUCCAAUUAUAUUUCAUGGAAAGCAUGCACAAAAAUAUUCAUUCUUUUGCUGACUUGGUAGAAAAUUACGUCUUCUUCCAAUCUUAUAGUCGAAGGAAGGGUAUGAUUCGGUUUUCAAAACCUUUCCAAUUCCCGAAUCAUUUUAAACCUGCUCUACCGUUACAUUUGGAUUCAUGGUUUCCAAUCUACAAGCCGUAUAUUUUCCGUGUACGGAAAACCACACAAUUCUCUACGGUACUAAAGGCGGAUUAUAUAGGGUUCAUACAAUUCGGCAGUUUAUUUAAUCCAUAUGGUUAACUUUAAAAGCCACAUUGGUAAAUGCUGAGACAUGACAUUUUAUGAACGGCCAUUCCACGGUAUCUAGAAGUCACACAAUUAAAAACCUUUUAAAGUCGAAUAAUGUCCCUCUUUCGAAUAUAAAAUAAGAAGUCAACGUAAUUUCCUACCGAAUGAGCAAAAAAUGAAUAUUUUUGCGCAUGUUUUCCAUGAAAUGUAAUUGGACUUUUAGGGGCAUCGAAAAUCAACGGAAAAAAUGCAUGCUAAUUAAGUAGGGAUUUUUUACAGAGUGUAGUUUUUGUAUGCAGCCGGAAGUAAAUUCAUCCAAAAGCCGGAAUCAUGAGGUUACUGAAAUAUUAUAGAAUUAUUUUGCAGGCUGACUUGUUCUAAAAACCUACUUAACUAAUCUUUUCUAAACGAAAACGCAUUUCGGAAUUUCGGUUGGCAUUUCAUGAGUUAGCCCACCUACUGUAGUUAAGCUACUUCCGCCGACGAGUGAGGAUAACUCAGUCGUGAGAUUCUUCUCACCGGUCCUCUGGGGACGCCUUCGGCAAGACGAAUGCGGAAAAUGAGUACUUCCAAGUGGUGACUUUGUUCUUACCACCCAGUCUCAUACUGCCCGCGGUGAUGGGAGGAUUAGCGUACCAGGUGUCUUGCGCCCUGUAAGCUUUGGUUUUUUUGGCUGAUUUCAGGAAGAUUCACGAAGAAUUACAAGAGACCAUGCGUUAGUUCGGGGGCUUCUCUAACGAUUCGGCAGACAUCUUACAGCCCGAAAUGUCAGGCGCUUAUCGUGUUCUUGAAUGAAUGUCUUUUUAAGUUCACAGUGCCGUUUACGCAACUGCAAAAGAGAUCGCCAGCGCUAAAACCUUAUCUUUUUGACAAAGGUCCGUAAUCAACAGACCAUGCCUAACUCCAAUCUCGUUGGUCUAGUAUUCGGGAGCCAUUUAUGCAGCGCUUUUAUGCAGGCACUAUAGGGUUAUAAUGAGAGCGAUUUGUCGGGAACGGUAGUUCAUGAAAAAGUGAUGGGUAAUUCAAGCGAACACCUUGUUUCUAUACUUCCCCUCUUUAAGGUGACUUUCAGAUUUGCUCGUUAUCUACCUUCUCACAGGUUAACAGCUCUUCCGACUUGAGCUUGGAGAUAUUUCGACUGACGCCCGCAUCUUUCGAACUUCCAGUCAAAGGCAGUGUAACAAUGUCUCUUGAAUUCACCCCCAACACUGCAGGACCCUUUGAGACGACGUUUGAAGUUCAUGUGGACGGGGAGAUGCUAUUGACCACAAUAACGUGUCGCGGUAUGUUAUUUCAUGCAGAUAGGCCUGUCUCCAAACACAAUUUACGAGCGAAUAUUCCCCCGAAGCGUUUUAGAAGCCAUUCAACUGCAGAUAGAAGAGGAAAAUGACUGGCGGUGAUGAUGAUUAAAUCGGAGAGAUAGUUUUAGGGGCGAAGGGUGUUGGGAGUGUCGACAUUCCCACGAAGGGUCAAUCUCACAGAAAAGCACAUGCGCGCGUCUCGCAUGCUGCAUACCGUGAACAUGCGCUCGACAGCGUCCCGCAUUGGCUGUGGUUAUAGUGCUCCCCUCAGUUCUGAUUGGUCCAUGUCUGCGAGAAGCCGAUCGGCUCUCCUAGAGCUUUAUCUUGAAGCGGAUUGGACGGAAUAUUAGCCAACCUGAACGGGAUGCCAUAAAUACAUGCAGUUUUACAGUGAAAAGGACUUGUGGGUUGUUAGUACACUUUCUCGUGGCUGGUCGGGUUCUUUUUCUCUGUCGUGCUGGUGUUGGGAACAACGGUCGAGGGUGCAUACGCUUCGCAUGACUUCUGAGCAUCAGACCGGAUCAUAACAAAAGGGAGGUACUAGGCUUGGAUGCUCGCAUGCUCAACCUUUUACUGAUGUGCAACCGGGCUCGUCCUGGUUAUUGGGCAAGCAUACUCGCUGGCUGCCGGCAACGCUUUUCGGUUAUCGUUUGUUCAUCCUUCUGUCCCCCUCUUAUAAGGAUUCCAAGUUAAAGUUGCAAUACCAAAACCGGACAGUCGUAUUUCGUUCUGAAAUCAGGCCAGUUGUAAGCAAACUGCACACAAGCGACCCAUCCCUUUUAGCUUUCCCCUGGAGACCGAGGCGGUACCCUAUCAAAAAAUUACGUAGCAAAAAGCAGUCUGCAAUUGACGGAGGUUUUCCGGCAGGAACAGAAAGACCGAAAUUGAAAUUUGUGGCUUUCUCUUACUUUUACUCCAAAUGUAGGCCAGAGAGCUGUCAUUGUGAGUCGAAAUUAUGUCUAGGAUUAUAUGCAAGACAUCAUAUUCAUAGAUGUAAGACGUCGGGUGAUCAGCUCUCAUGGGUCUCGUGAGGUAGUGUAUGGAAUAUUUUCAUGAUCGGCAAAAUGCUGACGUUCGGAUCCUCAUUACUGAAGUCCUCUCGAAAAUGCCCGUCAAUUGGUGUCAAGACUAAGAUUGUUAUAAUACCUGAUUGAAAACGCAGGCUCCUCUCUUGUCAGCUUGAAACAUUUCCUCCACAUCACGCACUCCUGAAGUCGCAAACAACCUCUACUCAGACACGGCCAAUAACCUGUAGGGUUUGAGCUGUAGUACUCUUUUCGGAGUGUUGAUUUACCACGACCUAUUACUGUUUCCCAACUUUUUAAUCUUGAAAAUCUAUAAGGCUUGUCCGGUACGUUUAUUUUCAGCUAUAAUGCUUCAUUCAAAAUUUCUAAGCUGACAAUCAUUAUUCAUCCUUCUUUUGACCAUAUUCAGUGGGCGUUUGUUUUUUUCGAAUAAUUUGUGUUUUUUCCCUGUAUCAUACCUAUUCAUUACAACAAAUCCGCCCUAGUAUAUCAUCGUGUUUUUGUAAAAUUCAAUCAAAUCUCCUCGCUUAGUAAGAGAGACCAAUUCGGGAGUCAGGAACUGCGUUAAAAUUUAUUAAAAACUGAGAUAAAUAUGCCAAGAUGCAUCAUGUUUAAGUAGUCGCCUGUCAAUCACAUACUGACCUUACCACAAGAACAUUCAACUAUGUUAAACAGCAUUUUACUGAUCUGGCCUAUUACCCAUCGUCUGGUUUCCAUCGCCUGGAGUUCAAACCUGAGGUUUUUUUAUUUUUGAGCACUAGGUCUGGCAAUCUACUGAUAAGCCGUUAGGUCGCCAUCCUAUCCGUUGUGAUUAAGAAUACUCAUUAGUAUGUAAAUAUCGCCCAACCGAUCUGCCCACUCGGCAGAGUGCGAUUGUCAGGUGACGAUUAAUAAUCUGACAAUGAUUAGUCCAGUCUCCCUCAUCUUUGCCGAUGUGCCCUCCAUUUGCACUACCUACUCCUACUCAACAGUCUGCAAAGAUUCUUGAAGAAGCUAGAAGACAAGGCAUGACGGUGAUGAUCAGUGGUGUAAUUAAACCGGUGAGACGCCAAUCCCGUGUGAAUCUAUAUACCUGACCGCGACAUGCAAGGUUAAAAACUGAUGGUCUAUCGGUAGGGCGUUUGACUUAAUGCCGGAGAACCAGAAAGUUUAUGUUUAAGCCCGGGUUGUGGAGGUCUGAAAUUAGCAUUUUGUCAUUUGACCUCAGCUAACGGAACUCAUCAUUCCGCCCAAGGCCCCAGUAACCAUUUAUAUAAAAUUAAACGUGCUACUUGCUAGAAUUAAGUAACUGGUUUAUCAUCUGCACCAAAUAUUUAAACUUCGCUUACAAUUUGUUUGAGCAGGUGAGGGUGAACGUCUCGCACUUUCAAUAUCUGAGGAAAACGGUGAACCCGACAAAGAGCUCUGUUUGUUCCGGAACUCUACUACAGUUGAAGGCAAUAUUGUGGCAGUUUGUCGACUGCCCCCGCAGUGUCCCGAGUUUCGGUCGAAACGCCGAUUUUCCAUCUCAAGUAAUAAGUACGUUCUGUCCUUCAGUUCGUGCCUCAUACAGCAGCCCGGCAUUUCUUUAAAAAAAGUUUACGCUUGCUGUUUUUUGAUUGAAAAAAAAUUAUACAGGGGGUCCAUCGUUUGCCCCAAGUUUCUUGCUACAUGCCCUGGCAAUAUAGAAAAAUAGUUCACGCGCGCAGAAACGUAGACCAGGUGUGAAGACAGAUCGUUGAGUUUUUUGAAAAUGGAUUAACCUUUUUCUAUAAGACACAUGGCGUCCAGGUUCUGAAUGACGGCGGAUGAAUUUGGGCACAAAGGGUGGCGCACUGCACUGCGUACUUUUGAGUCAUACGUUUACGGGGCGCUUCGUGGUUGUGCUUUGCGCAUACUUUGAAUUGUGCUCCCAAACGGGCACCCUUGCAGGUGAGUUUGACUAGACCAAACCAGACCAGCCAAUAGCUACAAUGAGUCUGCACAAAUGCCUACCCUACGUGACCUAGCUCAUGAAACUUGAUGACAGAAUGUGACAUAAGAAUUUCCGGAAGCCUUAAACGUUGCGCGUUGUGCUCACCCGUCCAGCCCCCUCAAGUGAAUGGGCUUUUCUUGCGCAGAAAAUGUGUAUACGCAAUUUUACCAAGCCAUUUGUUCGUACCUUUGGACGAGAUUGGAGAUUGCGACAUAUUUAGACAAUUUGAUAUGCUAGUGCUUAACCCAGGCUUCGAUUGCAUAUCUGAGCGCGUCGUUCUUUGAGGGACGAGUGAUUUACCCUCGAGAGUUCUACUAAGUGAAGCUUGCAGAACUUGGAGUGUCUUCUCCACUUACAAUAAAUGGCAUUAUUGCGAUUCUAUCUGCUAAAUUCAUUAUUAACGACCGGACUGGCAACCUGUGACUUUAUAUAAACAAUUAUUCCUCGGAUUUCUCUAUCGAAUAAAUCAGACAAAAUCCUAUUUACAUUAUUGAUCUACAUUUAAACCAAUGCAAAUGGUAGAAAAUACAACAAAUUCUCAGGAAACCGUUGUGGAAUCCAUACUGAGAAUGUAGUCUGUUAGCAAACCGCCAUAAUUGCCAUUUCACUUAUUCGUAAGGGAUGUUUGGAUGUAGCCUUCGCCCAAGGACUAUUUUUAAACAAAAUUCCAUUUUUGCUGUCAUAUUUUUUUAGUUUUUCGAAUGGACAUGCUUUUUGCUUAUCGAAAACCGAAGUGUACUAAAGUACACUUCUGACAUCCUUGGAAUUUCGCCCUUUCCUGAAAAAAAAUGAUAUUCCUUAACGACGUUAUACUACCUUUAAUAUUUCUUUUCUGUUUUCAAUCCACGCAAGUUUGUAUUUAUAUAAGUGUUGGGUCUAUGCACGUCUAUGCGACACGUCUUGGAUGGAAAAAUGCACUUCAGUCAGCCGCUGAAUCCAGCAGUCAAAUUUUAUGCUUGAGGAAAGCGUAUCCGCCGGCUUCAGGAAGCCCUCUGAAUUUCCCAGUAAUUUUAAAUCUGACCUACCGUUGCACUCAUAUCCAGAGUUUCCAUACUACAAGCUACAUGUGUUUCUUUUAUGAAAAGUCACACAUUUGCAUGUGCUAUUAGGAGGAUAUCAAAAAUGGCUCACAAAAUGUUGCAGUGAAAAUGGACCAUAUUUUAAAAUUUGCAAGUUGGCUUUAGUAAAUCGACCGAUAGGAUGUUUCAUAGGUAGUCAUUUCACUGUCUUAAAAACCUCAUAAGUAGGAACGUUUUAGAAGCAAAAUACGCUUUCUUCAAGCGCGAAAUUUGAGGAAGACAUAAUUUACUACCAAAUAAGCACAAAUAAACUGUCUUUGUACAUCUCUGCUAUGUAAUAUAUCUGAAUGUAUAAACACAUCAAAAAUGAAUAGGAACAAUUAAUAUUACUUAAGUAGCCAUUUUUUGCAAAGGGUAAUUUUUACAAGCGUCCAGAAAGAGGCACGACCGAAAGUCAGCAUCCUGACGCGACAGAACUGUUUUGUGAUUAAAAUGAGUGACAGUUUGUCUUAAACGAGUCUCAUUUACCCCCUUAAUAGUAGCAAGGCUCGGGGAAGUGAGGUAAUCAUGCUUAGGCCAAAAUAUAUUUACAGCAUUUUCAAUUCCACUUGGCGUUUCAUAAUUUAGGGCGCACAGUAGUCCUUGGUCUAUUUUAACUGAAAUUGUGACUAUAUAUCGGCAUCUAACAAAGGCAGAACGUCUUCCCGCAAUCUGUUUUUUUUUCUUGCCAAAAAUACUGAAAUGACGACUGAAACUCUGCACUCAGCAUAUUUUCUUGAUUUUCUGGUCUGCCCAGUUAGGCGUUUCUCACUCAUAUUUCCUGCCGUUAUAGUACCAUAGAUUUGGAGCUCCAAUGGGUUUCUGGUGCGCGGACGGACCAGUGCGUGGAUGAGGAAAAGGAGCGCAAAUUAAGUGAUUCUAACAGGACAACAAGUAAUACGACCUUGGAAUUUUUACUGGAACGGACCCUUCUUCUUGCCAAAACGUCCGUCACCGGCGAGCUGAUUUUUGAGUCGACUGAGGUUUGUUAAAAACGCGCUCAAAGCGCUGAAUUCCUGAUGACAGGAUUACAUUUGCCCAUCCUUGCUCUCAUUCCUCACUGUCACAUCAGAUGAAUUAGUGUGCCGCAAAACUUCUCACUCAACAAUUAAUUACGCCCUCCUAAAAUUUAGUAUUUGAUUAAAGGGUAACAUUCGAUUUAACAAAACGUUGCAAUUAUAGGAUUCGUUAAGAACGUGGAAUUUCCAAUCACAUAGCAUUGCCUCGGUGCCCUUAUGCAUUGUCCCCUAUAACCUAUACAACAUGCUCCAUAUCCGUUUUAAAAUUUGAUUCUUCCUAUAUGGCCUCUCCGUAAAAACACAGAGGGAUGUGGCAAUUUCCCUUAAACGAAAUUGUACAGCUUGUGACUGGAAAGAUUUAAAUGCAAAACACAAGGGUGGUUUGGAUUCAGAUUUUUUUCGCAAAUUAUAAAACGAUUUUGAAACCAAAACUCAGCCUUGCAUUGGGUAUAACCUUUAAAUAAGACGUAAUUUAUUACUAAGUUGUUUCCGAAGGAGCAUUUUCUUGCAUGUUUUUUGUAAAAUGUAUUUGAAUUUAUAAAGGCAUUGAAAAUAAACAAGGGAAUGCCUACUACUUAAGUAGUCAUUUUUACAGAUUAUGGCCUUUGAAGGUGGCCGGAAAGAAGUGUGUCCAAAAAGCCGACAUCCUGCUGCGACUGAAUUAUCUUGGAGUUUUGAUGCAGAAUAGUUACCAUACCAAUCUAAAUACCAUCAAAAAUACGAUCCGAAAUCUCGGUCAAAAUUUUACGAGAUAGACUGCCUUCUGUUAGGGCUUGAGGUCUACAGUUCUGGUCAGCAAAAUUUAGAUGCUGGUAGCCUUACGUUUUCGCGGAUUCGGUUUUAGUCUCUACUGAAGGAUUACUUACCGGUAAGUUAGAAAAUCGUGUUGUUCUAAAUCUGCCUGCUACGUUAGUACAAAGCAGUCGUCGGCGGAUCGUGUUAUUUUUUUAAGCGAGCUUGCCAACUCCCCAUGUUCACUCCAGAAUGCUGUGGGACCCCCUGAUGGGGUCCAAUCACCCCGCAGCUGCGAAACACUUGUCUGGACUUUUGGCUAAUACCUGUGUUUUCGACAUGAUAAAUGGUGCAAAAUUUAUUCCUUUCUUAUUUAGUAUAAAGUUUGUACGGCAUAGACUAUACUUCGGUCAUCAGUUUCUAGUGCUAAAAAAAAGGUUAUUUGUUUAUCUGUGCUGGAAUCGACAGGUAAUCGUUCUGCACUCAUGACUAUUCCUGGUACAGUAUUUGAAAAACACAGGCUGCUUUCGUCUCUCGUAAAUGUACUAUGUGCUAUGCCUUUUCAGCACUCCUUCCCUCCGUAUACGUAUAAACUUUUUAAAGUUCGCUGGAUAUGCCUGUUCCGCGAGAACGUCCCAAUACUUUUUUCCAUGCUGAAGUGGGCGGAUAUACUAAACUGAUAACAAUUAAGUAUGAGAGCCAGUUUCCUCACUACUGUCACACAUCUACUUAUUUGAUUUUCAUAGUCAUGUCAUAUUAGGUUUACCUUCAUGCUUGAGCCCAGGAAUCUAGUUAAAUUUAGGGUUAAAGCUGGGGUCAGUUCAAAGAUUAGGGUUAGGGAAAGGGUUGGGGUUGGAAUUAAGUUUAGGUUUACCUACCGCAUUCCGUCCUACCAAAGCCAGUCUUAUUUAGCCGGUAACCUUGGACUACCUGUUUUCCCUCCGUACACCGCAUCUUUCAAAUUACGCGUCAGUAUUUAACACCCUGUUGGCGUAGUAAAACAAACGCACAGCAUAAAAUGCCAGUCUUCUCAAUGCCUUCCGCAAAUUCUGUUUUCUUGCCACGUCCAUUCUUCUCUUAUUUCAGGGAUCCCUGUGCUCUGUUUUUUUCAGUGGGCUUGCAUAUUCACUUCUGCUCUCAAAACAUUUGCAUAUAUCUUCGAUAGACAGUUUCCUGAAAUGUACAUAUUGUAUUUACGUAUAGGUCUCUCAAAAGUACGUACGUCUAUGCUUUAUUAGUUUUGAGGGGAAAAUUCUUAUAUCGUCUGUCGAUCAUAUUUUAAAGCGCUGGCAUUGAAAAAAUUGUACCCCAGGAGUGGACAGUGCUAUCACUGAAGACGAUCAGACCAAAGAGUUGAGCACUGCGAACGGUACCUGACAAAGUACAUUGAAAAUGCUCGCUUUAAAACAAAAACUGUGUGGAGUGAUGACGUCACUUUUAAAACAUAUGGUUGACCCAAUUACCUCAUUUCCACCUAAUGGAGGCCUGAGAAUCCGCACGACAUGUUGGAACAUCAUGGGGAUCUGCCAAGAGUGACAGUGUGCUACCGGGGCUGGUCCCAUUUAUUGCUGCGAUUGCCUGUUAUGCUGGGCAUUACAGAGGCCCUGAAAGAUGUGGGAUUCCAUGUUCCAAGAACAAUGAACAAGGAAUGACGAGAACUGACGAAUAGGGGUACAGCCGGUAUGAGUAAAAUCUGGUUACUAACAAACGAUUAGUAGCAAAAAUGACAAGAAUAAAAAUGACGUCAGGGAUAUGCCUAAUUCAUCAGACUUCACGCCUCUAGACAUAUUUGUUGCAAAAUUUACAAAUUGAGAUCUACGCUAUAAAGCCGGCGACAAUUUUAGGAAAUAUAGUAUGUGAGUGGACAUGUUAAAAAGGGCAACAUUAAGGAACUUUCUCAAAGCAGGAAAUUCAGAUUUCCAAAUACGCGCUUCUGAGAAUAUGUGUUUUUUAUUUCAAAACGCUUAUAAAAGCAGACUUUUGGACUUGCAGAGGGGUACUGUGUGAAAAAGAGAAAUUACAGAGGACAUGGGUUUAUUGAUACUGUUCUACUUUGGGCUAUUCUGCAUUCAUCCAGUUAUGACCCAUCAACCAGACCCCGUCUGUGGACCAGUUGCAGCGUGAAAAAGUGCAUGUUUGCGUUUCUGGUCCCAGCUGGUGGUCAGGGUUACGACUGGCUGAAUAAAGGCAGAAUAAGACCCCAGCCGUAGAAUAUAAAUAUCCCCGUCUGCUAUUAUAACUUAGCCGACUUCGGCUUGCUAUUUGGUUGCUUGUUCGUGACCUAUGAAACCCAUAUGGUGCUUGUUUGCUUUGGGAGGACAAUAGAUCGGUGCACGUCCAUUCCUGAUUGAACCUUAUUUAAAUUCUGGCAUUUUAUCUGCAAAGAGUAUCAUUGGGAUGUCACACUUCAUCAAUCGUGCAUCUUCUCUGGGUAAUGCCCUAUACCUGUCGGUGCUGUAAACUUGCCUCACUAAUCCCGCCCAUUCGGCAGCGCAUUUGAGACUGAGAGUGGAUGGUUCUUUGACAACUUUGGAUGACACUGCGUUAUGCAGUAGUUAAACUUGUCAAGUAGGCGUUUGACCCUCUGUAGUGGUUAGGAUGUCACUCGAUCCCAUUCUGUCCGCCCGCCAGCUUGCUACUGGCGACAACAAACGCUGUGUCAUAGGACAAAUACCACAUAUGAUACAUGAGCAGCUCGCUAAGACUGCAACAGGCCAGACGCAGACAGCUGUUUCACGGUCGUUACCAAUUAUCAGUACGUCAGUACGCCCACUUGACAUGCUUAUGUACCUCACUUCAUAAGACCUAUGACAUACUGAUGAUCGGUAACAACCGUGAAACAGCUGUCUGCGUCUGGCCUGUUGCAGUCUUGGCGAGCUGCUCAUGUAUUAUAAGUAGUAUGUGUCCCAUGACACAGCGUUCGUUGUCGCCAGUAGCAAGCUGGCGGGCGGACAGAAUGGGAUCGAGUGAGAUCCUAACCACUACAGUGAGGGUCAAACACCCAUUUGACAUGCUUAUAUACCUGACUUCAUAAGACCUAUGACGCACUGAUUAUCGGUACCGACCGUGAAACAUCUGUCUGCGUCUGGCCUGUUGCAGUCUUAGCGAGCUGCUCAUGUAUUAUAAGUAGUUAAACUGUUAAAUUCUUGCAUACACCCUCAUCCACAGGUGGGUAACGCUCUUCUUAUGGGAGUUCUGACGGUACGCUGCGUCUCAACAACGCCAUCGGUGACUUUUGAACAACAGAAGCCUCUACAGGCGAUUUACCUUGAGGUCUCCGCAGAAACUCAGCCAAUCGACAUUCGUCUGGAGCCCGAAUCCAUCAUUAUGCCUGAACCGACUUUUACCUUUACAUCAAUUCAACAGUCUGUUCGUGUAAGCCAAACCUGUUAUUCAGCUUGUUUUUAACUUACUGCAGAAAGCUACUAGUGGAAUCUGGUAUCUGCUUUACAGGCCUUGACGCUAUCACAGGAACACAAAUUUUUUUCGCCAGACGUCCCGAAUUCACAACCGAUCAUACAAUCAGAGAAAGCGACGCACGAGGCCAAUGGACACGCAAUGAGUGCAACUCAUAUGCAAUCGCAUAGCUAUCACAGUUGGCCUGUUUCACAUCCUUCUUAGAUGGUCCUACAUGGUCCGAUGCUUAUUCGAUCGCCUGCCUCUGCGUCGUGAAUGACCGCGACUAUGUCACUAAGUUUUGGCGACUGGGAUGAUAACGACGAUGUAAUUUGUUUCGUAUUUGCUGUCGUCACUACACUACACUCUCUCCGCUUGACUACCUACUCUUACGAGGAACUCUUAGUAUUAAGAAGGAAGCGGAAGGGCACUGUGUUCAUCGAUGGACUUCAGGCAAGUGAAUCAUACUUCACGCGGCCUGCAACUCAAACGGUUGUCAUCUCACACAAGAAUUCGUGUUUCACCAGACGGGGACGUAAGGCUAAGUCCUGCGAAGUAGGCCGGGGUGUGAGGGCUGCAGAUACAUGUUCAGCUCCCCGCGUCCAGAGUAACCUCCUAGUUUCUUCGAGGAUGUCGUCUUACUCGCAAAUGCACCAGAUUCGGUAAACGAAUCCAGGCGUCCCAUACUGUGACAGGGGUCCUGGUGGUUGCCUCCGCACUACGUUCAACCCCCAACUUCAGCUGUCGUCCGAAGGCGGCUGACGAAUUUUAAAAAUUUAUCAGCGUACGGCACCGAGAACUAGAAAUAAAAGCUGAUGCAGCUUGAUCUUUUGCCUUAUUCGUAUAUGUACCGAUUGAGGAAAUUGCGUGAGCAGACAUUCCUUCUAAGCAUCAGCCGCAGUUGUAAUGACUGGUAAAUCUUGCUUUCCGCUUCAUAAAAGUGAACCUGAACUUACGAUGGUGCGCCCUUACGAAACUACAAAUAAAUAAUUAUUGCACCAGUCACAAUCGUCUGCAAAUAAUUCGUGGACGGCCGGUUAUGAUGGAUAUGCGAUUGCGUAGCGACUGCGUCCUGUAAAAACUGAACUUUAUAGUGUGAAUCCGAACAUUCAGACGAAUAAAAUUCGUGUUCUAGUCUACUUCUAGAGUAUUUUAUAGCAUUUUCAUUUUUGCUUUAAUUGUCAGUCAUCAAUUCCCUUUCAGGCAUGCAAUGAGCAUCAGUAAAUUUUCUGGUUGAGGAAAUAGUUUAAACACUCCAAAGACCGAUGAAAAUUCGAUAUUGAUACUGAGAACUUAAAAGGCCAUUUUGGUGUGCGAAGUAAUUUAAGUUAAAAAGCCAAUAUGUAACACAACAAGUAAUUGCCCCAGAUCGCCGAUUUCAACUCAGCACUUUCAGCAUUACAAAACUUGCAAAACGCCGGCUACAUUUUUGUAUAUAUUUAAAUAAAAAGAUGGCCUAGCUUAUGCUACAAUAUUGCCCCAUCAUAGCGCGCCAUCCUUCUCCAUUUACCGCAUUGUAGAUAGCAACGUCCGAAAAAUCCGGGCGAAUUAACCUCUGGAAUAAUUCCUACUAUAAUGGUGAACAUUGUUCGAUCGAACUUUUCUCUAUAUAACUUUAGAGCGGUUUCUAAAUAGGACGUUAAGAAGAUGCAGUUGUUAUCCCAAACUGUUUCUUAGACGAAGGACGCGCGUUAGUUUCUAACGGUGGAUUGAAGUUUUCUUUUUUAGAACAUAUUGUUUUUUGCGUUCCCCAACUAACAACUAUGCACUUUCUUUCAGCUAAACUAUUACAUCACUUUAUGUUUCCACAAAAUAGGAUAAAACACACAAAUUAUGUUGUAUACCUCCCAGACAGCAUAUGUAAAGUUGGAAUCAGUAGUCUAUACGAAAAUGACACGGGAGUCUGAAAAAAUGCCAACCAUGGCGAGGUGAUUUUAAAACGAAAAUGUAAAAUAUGACGAGGACGUAAUUUCCUACAAAGGGUGUGAAAGAACAUAAUUUAUGUUAAAUUCCUUCGAUAAGAGUUAAUUGCGUGCACACAGAUAUCGCAUAUCAAUUAAAGAAAUAAUAAACUCUCUCUUCCUAGCUAUUUUUGGGUGCCGCUUAUUCGAGCGGCCAUGAAUAUGUCCAACUGAUAUCCAACAUCGUCCCCUGUGGCAGUAGAUUUGACUUUGUGCAUUCUGCAACCUCGGCAUCCAAAAAUAGGUAAAAUGUGCUUAUGAAGCCCACCUGAUGAACGCAAUACUGUUGUGUUAGGGAUAGGGAAACUAUUUCUCAACCGCCCACAGUAUAAUCGCGCAUUUCCAAUAGCUUUUCUUUUGCAUACAACUACUUGACCCCGUUACCUGUGCGUUCCCGUCCCUAACUUGCAAAACGCCCUACUACCACCGGUCCAGUAUUACAGUUGGUUGAGGUUUGUUUAUAUCAGGUGCGGCUACAUAGCCACAUCUGACCGGAUACUGAAUCAGUAUUUCUAAGGUUUUGACACGUGGUAUAAGUUUAUAACCUGCGUCCCUUCGCAAACUUGGGCCUGGCGUGCAUGACCAGUCUGUAGUUGAUGACGAAUAGCGGAAACAUCUUUACAACAAGUUGGAGUUUUCCAUCGUUUUGAUCCGCAUGCAACUGAUAGCUACUUUUUUCGAGGGCAUGAGUAGCCCUUUCUCAAAAAUUGUAAAAUCUGUUUUACUAUUUUUUUGAUUUUUCCGAACAAUCAUGGUUAAAAUCGGAAUUGUACAUCUGUCAAAAGGAAAAUUACCUUGUGCCAAACGUUUCCACUCAAGUGGGCUAAAAUAUUUUGACCAUGGUUAAUUCGAGGUAGCCCCUAGGACUGGACAUUGACGCAAGCUUUCUAUGAAUGAGAGAGAGAGCCACGGAUUAGCUUCCGUUGUUUUUCUUUCAGCUAAUCAAUCGUUCCGAAACCUGCCCCAUCGCCUUUCGAUGGGACACCAAGAAGGCACUCGCGAUGGUUGAUCCAGUUCCAGCCACUGAGGUGGACACUGGAGCCGAGCUGCUAAACAUGAGCGAAGGGACACCAGUUGAAGUCUGCGUCCGGGAGGAGGAGGGAACAAUUCCAGCCGCAGGGGAAUUUGUGGUGAAUCUCACAUUUUCCUCACACGCCGUCGGCUACGCGCGAUGUCUGCUACCAUGCCAACUGAACGGCAAUCCAGACCAGAGAGUCUGGCUGCGACUCGAGGCAGAAUUCCGCGUAAGCCCAACUGCUAGGUAGUUAAGUGGCGUCGACUUUCUAGUUGUUUUUGUAUGCGGCCUUGCGCCUCAAGCAGGUCCUUGUUAGAGUGCAAUUUUCGUCAUCAUUGCAAGUCUGUCGCUCGGCGAAUUUAGCUGUUGCGGCACCUGUAGCGAAUUUUUAUGCAGAACACUUUUCAAUAAUUUAUAAUUUAUAUGAAUGUUCUUUUGCAUACCAGUCAGCUCCAAUACAGAUCGACGUUCCGGACAUACAGUUUGGCAUCAUUCGGCUCUUCCACAGUAGCACACAGAAGAUCCAACUAUCCAAUCCUCACUCUGUCGUGCCUUUGGCGUGGACAGCGCAGUUCGAACCAAUGCCAGCUCUCGCGGUAAAGGAUAAAGUUUUAAAGCAAAAAAAUGACCCAUUCACUGAAUGUCCCUACAAGUAGUGAAUAACUUACCAUACUGACAGCACGAAUACUAGCUAAAAACCCAGUCACGCGUUUUUCGUCAAUCUUACGCGGCUGCAUGACGCAACGAGGGGGGGGGGGUCAGCUCAUCAGCGUUCUUUUUUAUUAUGAACGCCAGUUUCCUGGCUGUCUUUUUAUACUACUGACUAUCUGUCGACAGCUUUUGGAUAUUGUGUGGUUAUCCCGCAGUAGCUGAUGAAUUUCAGCCCAUACCAUCUUUCGGAGCGAGCCUGAGCAGCUUUGUUCCGCAGGAUUUACCCCAAGUUCCUUAGAAGUUUCCAGGCUAAAAAAGUGGUCUAAUUACUUGGACCAUGGACAUUGAAUAUUUAUAUGCAGGUGUCUUCUUUUCCACUUUGUGGCUGAGCUUCUUUGAGAGAAAAAAAUAUCCUUAGCCAACCGAGGGAACUUUAGAGGAUUGGAAGGUUAAUUUUUUUCGGAUUUCUAUUCUGGAAAUUUGAGGUCAGUUCAGUUUAAUUUUAUUAAGGGAAAUAUAUGAGAGCGCCUUUUAAAUCUCUAUUGGUCACAAAUCGUUUGAGAAAAUCCGGAUAAGUACAAAAUUGAAAAAGAGAUUUUCUACCUGAUUGAAGACAGCUGCCAGCCAGUAGAAAAAGAGUACUCAUUAACGGUUACUCACUAAUUGCAAGUAGCAUAAACACAUUAGUUGGUACCGGUUUAAGUGACAGAAUGUGAGCCUGUUAGUGGGAUGCUUGAUACGCGCCGAGGAGGAGAGUACAACAUCAGUAGGCAGGGCAUUCCACGCUGAAAGCACUCUGUUACUGAAAAAGGAUUUUUUCGUUUUUUCAUUUGAACAUUCAUGGUUGGCUGAUAUUGCUCGAUGACCGUCGGAUGUGUCUUGCGUGGGCACGAAUUCCAAAUGUUAAUCAGACCAGUCAUAGACGUUGAAUGACUAACCAAACGCACAGUACCCUGUGCAGAGGCAUUGGAAUUGAAGUAUACGAGGAAGCAUGAGGCUUUCACUGCUGACACUUUCAUUGCCUCGUUUUAACCACUGAACAAGAAGCUUGCACGCUAACACGGAAAUGGAAUUGGAAUCUGGAUAUUCAUGUGUCCACUUUUUCACCUUCCGGCUCAGGAAUUCAUAAAAAAACCUUAUUAUCGAGCAGAAUGAACUUCAAAGAGCAGGAAGCCUGAUGCAUACGCCCACCACGGGGUUGAUCUAUUUUUGGAUCUUCUUUCUGGAGGGUCCAGGUCACGCAAACAUAUACAUCAUCGGCAAGGGCCUGGUCCCCUCCCAUAUAUCUAGUUAAUUGUUUUGUUGGGACGAUAGUGUGAAGGACCCUAAUUAGCUGUCAGUGUACUGUGGAUUGUGUCCUAUGAGAGUGGUGGUAAUAGGAGGUUUUGCGGGCGGGGCAGCACGCUGGAGAGUAGGCUGACGUAAUUCAGGAAAACACAGAAGACGGUUGGUGACCAAAACGACACUUUCGAUUAAUAUGAUGCAUGUGUACAGAUACGAUAUCCAGUUGGCUAGCCCAUGGUGUUCAAUCUUGAAAGAGUGCCUGAUAAUCUAACAGCUGAUCCUAUCCUCUGGCAGACAUUUCUGUCAUCCCACAAUUCAUGUUCAGUUAAUCUCAGUUUUUUCUUCUCCGCUCUUGGGUACAGUUGCUAGUCAUGGGUCCUUGCCUAGAUUUUGCAAGCACACCCAUCAGCACACGAUCCACAGUCUACCAACAGCUAAUUAGGAUCAUUCACCUUACCGCGGCCGUUUUGUUUUUGUUUUAAAAUUCAUGGUCGGCUGACAUUGCGCGAUGACCGUUGGAUGCGUCUUGAGUGGACACAGGCUCCAACUGUUGAGCAGGCCAGUCAUGGACGUUGAAUAGCUCCAAAUGCACAGCUCCCGACACAGACGCAUCCGAAGAGCUUUUCUUGGGUUAUGGACCUCGAGCAGUGACGUCUCUAUCAAAGUCAAGGUUGACUGUCUCUUCAAGCACGCAGGUCAAGCGGGGAGGAAACUGAAGAUAAUGCUGUGGCAUCAUCAAGUAGUUCCUCGACGACGUGAUCCGCAAUCACUCGCAACUGUCCACAGUUCAGAAUAAAAUCAUGCCCUUGACAUUGCCACCACAUCGAAGCAAGACUGCGCUGGAGAUGUAGGGGGAGUGGAAAUUUGGUCAUCAGUCCAUCCUAGCGAGCCUUAUUCAGCUAACCCCAUGAAUGCAACCUAGACACCUGAUUGGUGACUGUCACCAAGGUCGACGCAGUCACACGAAGAAGCGCAGGACACAGCAGUUUGAUUGGUUUCCACAAUCAGGCCGUUCGCUCUGUCACUUCGAUGCAUCCCUGGUGACGGGUUUGAGAACCAGUCCGGGGACGCAAGAAUGAUAGGUUACUUUUGUGGGAGGGGAUUGGGGGUUGUAGGUUCCUCCACUAACAGGGAAAGGUGUAGAACUGUGCAAUGAUUUACCGUACUAACAACACAGGUAUUAGCUAAAAGCCCAGACACGCGUGUUUGGCCGAUCUUAUGCCACUGCCUAACGCAGCUGCGAGGGAUUCGGCUCGCCAGUGGGUCGCCCAGCUUUCCCCGUGUGUUUUCUGAUAUAUGAACUCCAGUUUUAACUUGCCUUGUUUAAUUUCCGAGGAAAUUAAUGCGCGAACUUGAAGUAAAUCUUUCGAAACACGCCUUUUCAGGCACGUUUCAAAUUUUGAUAUGAAUAUUUCAGCUGAAAUCCGUCAGCUACUGCGGAAUAACCGCUUAAUAUUCACAAACCGCCAACAGGCAGCCAGUAGUAUAGAACUGUGCAAUGAUUCACCGUACUAACAACACAGGUAUUAGCUAAAAGCCACUGACGAGCCGAACCCCUCGCAGCUGCGUCAGGCAGCGGCAUAAGAUCGACUACCGCAUGGCUACUGCAUCCUAUAAAUACCGCAGCCCCUUGUGCAACAACCAACCGUUUCUGCUUCUUUGUCUCUGAUGAUAGAUUCGAGUAGGAAUCCGAAACGCCAGGCUAAUAAAGCUCUUGUCCCGGCGAUCGUGUCUCCUUCUUCAAGACUACUUCCUGGGACUUGUCUCUUUGCUUCUAUUAUGUGCCCCUCUAAUUUAAGAAGGUUAGCGUUACAAACAAUCAUUCUAGCUGUAAAUGCUGUAAAACAGUAGUGGGAUUUUUGACAAAAAAGAUUCCGGCGGAUUACAUGGGAGAAAACAUUGACAGCAGUUGGAAAACUAUAUCUGUAGGUCGAGACAUUUUAGCGUGAUCCUAGUUAGGUUGUAUUUAAGUCUGCACACUAGCGACCACAGUGAUGGUGAUAUGACCUCUUUAGGCUCUCUUCAAAGAUGAGGAUCUAGAAUUUGUAGAAUAAAGUUCUGUAAGAUGGAACCCAAGGGCAUACUUCUGAUUUUUCCACUCUUUUUACAUUCUUCUAUUGCAGGAGGGUUCAGGAGCCUUUUCGUUGGAUCUUAAAGAAGGCCACAUCGGUCCUGGGGAGACCAUGAUCGUUCAGGUGACAUUUAAUCCGCAGAAAGUGCAAACAUUUGACGCAUUGAUUAAAUUUUCGGUCUCCGGUGCCAGUUCAAAGUAAGUUUCCCCGAGUUAUGCCUGCUUAUAUUUGAUUAAGUGAGGUGCUCAGGAUGGAAUUUGUUGAAUUUAGCGUACAAACAUCCUCUAGUAAUGCCAUAAUCAAUCUUUUGUUUUCUCUCAUCCGACACUCGCCUAUCGGUUGUUUAAUCCACAAAUUAGAUUUCAGCUCAGUUCGCAGAGAUGGUAACGCGGGCUUGCUUAAGUCUGCAGACCCAACGUAACGAGCCAUUCCUCAGUCUUCACUCUUCCUCAAAGCUAUGACAUCUAAUGUCUCCAAUGUGAAAACAUGAAAAUCCUAACUAUUGAGCAACUUAAGCGUUAGGUGAUACUUAGCGUUCAAAAUUAGAAGCAAGCCUCACUCUGGGUUCUUUCUUCCUGUUUUACCUACCAGAGUCGCCUUUAGCUACUUUACUUGUCGCUCCAUACUAUGAUUUCCACCUUAAAUGAAGGUGGUACAUUUGGCCCCCUCCACAGUUCCAACGAUCCGAGCACUUCUUUCAGUAGGGCACUGGGAAAUGGGGUACUUACGUUUGAUAUUUAUUGUGGAGUCAGCGGUUUAGUCGACUUAAUGCAGAGCUGUGUCAAAAUCAGCCUGAUGGUCAACGGUAAUGGGACUUCCCUGGAAAUCGAAGCUUUACGGGGGAUAACAGUGAAGUGAGCCAUAAUAGCACUGCAGUGCGCGAUAAUUAAAAUUUCAUUCCAUCACGGGUGUCUGGUUAGACGUAUCAAACCCUGGCUGAUCUAUGCGGCGCUUUUUGGGGGAUCCAUUGAGAACGGCGAAGUAACUUUAACAUAAUGAUGGACUGCCGCUGGCGAUAAAUGUGCGCGUCCAACCAAGGUACUCACAAACAGAGCGGCAAAACGUCACCAUGUAAAAUACCGCGCAAUAUUAGCUACUUAUGUGUAUAAAGUACGAAUGACAAUAUGAACUACUGUGAUGAAUCAGUUGACAUCGCCGAUCUGCCUGUAGUACGGCUUCCCACAGUUACAAGGCCGCCUGUUUUUCCAAAAGAAUUUCGUCAGUUUCGCGUUGAUCGAUCCGGUUUUUUAUGGGAAGAAAGAGCAACAACCUUUGGUACGAGCAAGGUUCUAUUACAAAUCGGUUUAGUGUCAGGCACUAAAAACGGUCAGGAAAUGGUCGUCCAAUGAACAUAAGACCACGCACAUUGUGGUGUUACUACUUGGAUCACCAAGGAUAUGAGACCUUUAUUUCGCUUUAGAAGUGCAACUGAGCUUUUGGACAUGCCAUUAACCAAAGUCCCAAGUCCUUGUUCGAUUAAGGCACUCUUUCUGUCGAUCAGUAAACUAGCAAGCCCGAUUGAUGCCUUAUACACGCCUAAAUAAUAGUCACUUAUGGUCUUGAAGAAGGAGACACGAUCGCUGAGACGAGAGCUUUAUUAGCCUGACGUUUCGAUUCCUACUCGAACCCAUCAUCAGAGACAACAGCAGAUACGGGUGAUUCAUGCACAAGGGGCAGCAGUAUUUAUAAGAUGCAGUCGUCAUGCUACCGCAUACCCAUGAACGUUCACGGCUCCCCCUUCAUCCGUGAUCGUCGCACUUGGUGUGCUGCCAAUUUGAUGGCCAACGUUGGCGUCGUUAAUUGCUGCAAGUUCAUCAAGUGCGUUGGAUGUUGGUGUGAUGAUUGCUCGACCAUCUGAUGCACCGACCCUGGUGUUGGGAAAAGUGUUCACCUGUGCGCUCCCCGCGUGGCUAAUUACUCCGCCUAGGCGAAGCCUCAACUCCUCGGCCUCUGCUGUUGUCUCUGAUGACGGGUUCGAGCAGGAAUCCGAAACGUCAGGCUAAUAAAGCUCUCGUCCCAGCGAUCGUGUCUUCUUCUUCAAGUCUACUUCCUGGGACCCGUUUCUUCGCUUCUAUUGGCAGUUACUUAUAGUUCUCAAACGAGUUACGAUUGGGACCCAGGCACCGCCACACUAUCGUUCCACGUCGGUUGCUUCUUGGCCAUUGUUCCGUCCACUGGGCCCUACGCAUACUACAGACGCCUUCGAAAAACCAUGGGUUUACCGCUUUACUGAUACACAUAGGACAGCAAAUGAACAGGAAGUGUUGAAAUGAACGACUAAGCAUUUUGCAGUCUUAAAUCAUUGCGUGAAACACAAUCUUCCCAUAAUACCACAGUGCCACCUCCACAUCAUCGUCUAUGGCAGGCGCCAGGCUCUUUUUGCGGAUCAUGUCAACAAUAAUCCCAACAUUCCAAGCCACCAAAAUUGAAUCCCCCCCCCCCCCCCCCAAUCGGCAAAGGCCAUCUUGUAUCACUCACUGAUCUGUCCAUAUGACGCGAUAUUCAGCACAGCGUAUUCGUUGCUUUCCUUGGUAGCGGAUAUGUUACUUCUUCACGUAAAUAGUCAAAUUAACGGUGCCCCUUUAGAUCGAGAUGUACAAUUCCUUCCCUUCCGUUUCAUGUCAUCUUACAAGCUCCAGUGAAGCUAUUCACCAUGGUUUGCGGUCUCUCCAGACGUCCCUCGAUUUGUCUACUACCAAGAUUCACUGCAGGCAACUUCGAUAUUUCGUUUAGCUCAAAACCUGGCAACGGUAUAGAGAAGGGCCCCGCUUAACUGUCAGUAGACUGUUGAUCGUGUCAUAUGGGGUUCUAUCUUGGCAUACAUUUGCAGAAAUUACGUUGCCAACAACGAUUACUUCCCCCGAACUCACACCUUAACUCAGAAUCCGUUAUUCUGUGAAAUUUACUUUUUGUUUAUUGUUUAGUUAUUACUCUCAUUUGCGUUGUCGUACAAUGGCGUAGGAUAAGACUUUCGGCAUAAAUCCAGGCAUUUUCUGCGUUUUCUUUCAUUUUGUCCGCUUUCUGUCAAACGUGCUGCCCCACCCAUAAAACUCCCUUUACAAUAAAUUAUGUUUGGCGCGAUCCACAGUCUACUGACAGUUAAGUGGGAUCCUUUUCUAUACCGCUGCUCAAACCCUUUCAAAGCGUUUGACAGAUUCGAAAAAUGACUGCGGUUCAUUAAUUUUGGGAGCUGUGAGUACUAAUUACAUGGUUGUAAUCGCCUUAUCGAUCGGCGAUGACAACUACGUAGGCCUGAGCGUGACCUUCGAUUCAUAGGACGUCACAAUCCCAGUCUAGACGCGCAGGAACGGUGACAGAGCAGUUGGCCUUAUAAUUUUGGGACAGUUAUCCUUUUACCAUUCUUCUUACUUAAACCACUUUGGGAUAGAAUUUUCCCCGCACACAUGUUAUCCACUUUUGUGUUCAGACCAAAACCGAGUCGAUCUAUGCAUAAUCGUCCACAUUUCACUUAAAAUGGAGAUGGCCGUAUAAGUGUGGAGCUGACUGUAAACGCAGUCCAUUUACCGGUUACUGUGACGCUGCAACCGGCUGCCCGUUACAAAUUACCGUGUACCUUAUAUAAGCUAGCUCAUCGACUUAACUAGCAAGGGAAAUGCCUUUAAAAUUAAGUGUCGGGAGACCUUCAUGUGAAAUCGGUCUCUUUUUAAACAAUUAGCUCAUUUGCAGCAUUCUGAUUCGCUAAGCUCUUUACAGCUUUUCCUAACUAUCAACCACAGUUGGCAGUUGUACUGCUAGAGGAGCUCAAGCGUGGAUCGUAUUAGAUACAACACCUCGUCUGGCGGGGAUAAAACCGUCAUAUCACGCCUACGCUAACGGGUCUCGAAUCGACAACGUCUAGCACGAGGCGCUGAUAGUGGUAGCUUGGAAGACGGAAAACCGACGGGCGAAGUGGGCCCUCAUCAACGCAUUUGGAAGCGAGUGUAGGACUGAGAGCCUGGCUUCAGUGGUACCUUCCUAAUAUGGCCUUAAUGGCACUCUCGCCCAUGUGAGCUCUGAGCUGCCCCCACAGAGGUCCCACAAAUGCGGUAUGAAUCAGAUCUCGUAUGUGGCACGCGUAGACAGCCUCUUUGGCCUUGUCAGGCACUGUGCUCGCGCCCACCUCCGGUCUUCUUGAAAUCGUCUCCACACAGGAGUAGGUUUGCUGGAGAUAAGGAGAGUUAGGUAGAUGCUGCGCAAGUCAACUGCAAUGUGAAAAAUAUUUACGAUCAAGCCAUUGCCGCUACGUCCAUUCCUUUGGGCAGGCAGCUGUCGCCAUGGCAUGCGUGUUUGUUGAUUCAGCGAAAUAUCAUCUGUGUUCGUCCACCGAACCUGCUUCAUCUUCUGACGUUUUAAUUUGCAUCGAGUUUCUGAUUUUGCGAAAACUUGAACUCUUCGCACAAAAACUAGGAAAGAAUAAAAUCACGCGUCGACUCUUUUUGAUCUUCCACCAGGGGCGGCAUUCGUUUACUCGUCAUGCCUAAUAACGAUUAUUAGGUGCAAUGACUGACGCUUAAUCAAGACCAGCAUAAUAUCAAUCAUCCUCUUCAGUAGCCAGAAAAAAUAUAUAUUUCAUCAAAGGCAAUUAGAUUUCGACCUGACACAUCAAAGGUUUUUUCGGCUAGAUUGUAGUUGGUAGUCAGGCCCCGUAUUACAGGUGGCUGGGGUUUGUAUACUGGGGCUUUUUUGUGGGACUCCAUAAUCACAUUUGACCCAUUUGGCUUCCGUUUUACGUUUGAGGUUAGGAGUAGGCUACCGGUUAAUGGUUUCCGAUUUUCGGGUUAGUGUUAUGCCUUUAGGCUUAGGUGCAUGAGUUACGGUUAGGGAUUGAGUGUAGGAUUAGGUUUCAGCAUUACGAUUAGGUUUUACAGAUACGGCUAUGUCUAAGGGCUACGGUUACGUUUAGGAUUUCGCUUAGGAUUAGGGCUAAUUUUGCCGUUAGGGUUAACGGUUAACGUUUAAGGUUGAGGUUAGGGUUUUUUCUUCUGAACCUGCACCUCACUGAUAUUUUAAGAGAUGUUAAAAUCGAUAAUAUAUAUAUAUAUAUAAAAGAAUAAUUUUCACUCUGAAUGCAUCCUACGCCCACCACACCGAUCGUGCAUUCCUAGGUGAUCUGCAAUGAAAGCAGUAUGAUCUUUUCUGGGGACGGUUUGUGUGUAGGUUACUUUAAGUCCUCCCGACUGCCGCUCUCCAUGAAGUUUUGUCCGAGGUUCUUUUUGUCGCAAAUGUUUAACAUGUUUUAUGCCUUCUAAUGUUGGUCGUUUUGCCAGAUCGGUAAUGAAAUCUAACGUAGUUUGGUUAGGAAUUUUCGUCUGAGGCCGCUAGAAUUCUUAAACCAACGCAAUAGCUGUGACCCAAAAUUGAGUACUCAUUCACGCAGUGCGACAAAGAAUCGUCUGUGAACCUUCGACCAGAGGAAGACAUGAAUUCUGGCACUAUAUAAGCUCUGAGGUAAAAGUAGUAUUCGGACAUUUAACAGCUGUCUCAGUUUCUGAUUAGACCACCAGUUCCUCUAAAUGUAUUGAAGGAAAAUAUUGGACCAAUGGACAGUGUCAUCCUAAUUCCGUGGAUAUGCCGAGGAAGAAUUUCCAUGAAGAUAUUAUUUAAGGCGCUUCACUUAAAAUAUCCGGUUUGCAUUACAGAGAGAAAAGGCAGCAAUUCGUGAGUUAGAACGUCACAAAAGUGGAGGACCACAUUUAUUCUGUCAACGUUUUUAUGGUAAAUCACUGCAAUCCUUCCUAUCACACGAGUCGUCUUCCAAUGCCUGGACGAAGUGCAAUCACCAAGUUAUAUUUUUAAAAAGGGGACUAGUUUGGGCCGUGGCGUGAUGCCUUCUUCUUGAAUGCUUUUUGUUCAGCUGCGGCAACUCAGGUUUCACAUAUUUUGUACACAAGCACAAAUAAUUUCUCACUUACCGUGGCGUGUAGCGUUCGCCACAUUUUCAGUGGAAUGGGAACAUUUCCCCCUCCCCUUUUAGGCUUCUGCGCGUGACUGGCGAGGCGCGGGUGCCCGUAUUAGCUCUCGACACGACCCACGUUACCUUGGCGCCAAUCUACCUUGGCAUUCCAACUGAAGUUAUCGUUAAAUUGACCAAUAAAUCGGUUCUACCGGUCUCUUUCCAAUGGACUUCCGUGAGUUCUAGCAUUUUUCUUCCACUCUGUGUGUUCGGAUGUCGUGGCAAGCCCUGAAGACCGCCUCCUGCCAUAUUCCAUCUUUUUCUUCAAAGUCUGCUUAAUCCCGACGAAGCCAACAGUAUUUGUGUAGUGAUCAUUUCUAUACUGCUGGAAAUUCUUCCUGUUUGGUCACUGCCUGAACUGGAUCCGAGCAUACUAGGGGGUCUGGGUCGAGGUAUUAUUAGCCAGCGAUGGCAACUAAGUUAACAACCUCCAUUUUGGUCUACCUCGAUUUUAUCGAUUUUACAUGUGUAUCAAAAUUUGAAGACUUCCAGCAUUCAAACAAAAAAUCCCUAAAUUAAGAGUGAAUUUGAGAAAAUGUAAACUCCCCAACUAUGUGGAGCUGAAACUUUCUAACUAAAGAUUUCGCCAACCGCGCGAAACUUCAGAUGUCUCUUUCAGAAAGUGAAUAUAAAAUAUUCUCCUCCACGAACGCCCUGUAAGGGAAAUUUUCUCAUCUUGACAAUCGCACUUUGACAACAUACUGGGCCUUCGUUUUACGAAAUAUCUACUUUUGAGGCACUUUGAAAGCGGCAUUAGUGUACACAGUUCGUAGAGUAAAUAAUGAAUCUGGGCGGUAACCCUCGGCUUAGAUCUUUACGAGUUAUGGACACUAUGGGCCAGUAGGUUCGUCUUAAUAGAAGCUAACUGGUGGUAGAUCGCAAGGGUCAAAAUGGACGGCUAUGAUUUCUCAGACGGAACUCAUUGAUCCGUGGUGGCUUCGAAGUAGAGCCUGGAGGGACUGCUGUCCUAUAGAUCAAGCAAGUUGGUGCACUGAAGGAAGUGGCGUGUCUCUCUGGCCGCAAGUUGUUGAACUGGAUUUCUCUCACAUUUUGUCUAACGUUCGAGGCAACGGAUUGUUCUGGAGUGUCCACAGGAGAAAACUCCUAGUAUUUGUAAUGAUAGCAGCCGUAACAGAGGUGACCGUGGUAGUAGUAGCAGUUUAAUUAGUAUAAUAAGUGCUAGUGAGAGUAGUCAUAGUAGUCCUGUGUAUCAAAUACUAUGGACAGAGGUUCUGCGUCACGCCGGUCAUUGCCCUCUGUCUCACUACCAGUCGAGUGGGAAGAAGGAUUAGGAUCAAUGCAGCUAGGAUGCAGCGCAUAUUUUCUCCACCAUAAACAAUCAGAUGAGUUUUGAGCCUGCAGACACCCACAAUCCCUGUGGUGAAGGAGGAAACACGACCGCUGGCACAAAAGCUUUAUUCGCCUAACGUUUCGGAUUCCUGCUCUAACACAUCAUCAGAGACAGUAGGAAGAUAGGGUGAUUAAUGCAUAGAGGGCUGCAGUAUUUAUAGGAAUCAUUCCCCAUGCUACCUCAUACUCACGAAGAUUCACGGCUCGCCCCCCUCUUCAUCAGGUAUUGUUUCAUUUGGUGUGAUGACUUUUUGAUCGUCUAUAUUCGCGUCCUUAAUUGCUGCAAUUUCAUCACGUGUGUUAGAUGUUAGUGUGAUGAUUGCUCGACAAUUUGACCCACCGACCCUGGCGUUGGGAAGAGUGUUCACCUGUUCGCUCCCCGCGUGGCUAUAGGCGAAGUCUCAGAACCGAGGAUGGAAGGGGAAGGUCGUUGCACUCGUUAAUGGACUAGGGGCCGGUGGAAAUUUACCCAUUUUCCGUGUCUCCUUGCUCUCCGUCCUGUGUUUUGCCCCAUCCGUAAAAUCCCCCCCCCUCUAUCACUCAACGUGCGACCCGGUCCACGGGCUAGCUCACGUUAGUUGGGAGUUAUACGCCCUAUCUUUGCCAGAAGCACUGCGUAGCCAACGUGGAAGGGUUGUUUUUUCGGCAGCAACUACGUUCCCGCCAAUCUGCAGUUGCCCUCGCUUGGUCUUCCCAUCAAAACGCGGAGUGCUGGGGAAGAUGUAGUGAGUCGGAUGCGGCGCAAGCCCACCCCGAUUUAAACAAAUCCAUGCGCAAAUCACAGCAGCAUUUACUUCGCUCGACAGUAGUAAACCUCGUCGCUUACGAUGGUCGAGCGGUUGGUGGUGGUGGCAGUCGUAGUAGUAGUAGUAGUAGUAGCAGUAGCAUUAGUAGUAGUAGUAGUAUUAGUAGCAGUAUUAGUAGUAGCAGUAGUAGUAGUAGUAGUAGUAGUAGUAGUAGUAGUAGUAGUAGUAGUAGUAGUAGUAGUAGUAGUAGUAGUAGUAGUAGUAGUAGUAGUAGUAGUAGUAGUAGUAGUAAAAGUAGUAUUGGCCUAAAGGUCUGCAAACGUCUGCUAUGUCAGGAUCAGCAAACCAUGGCCCUCGCAGCCUGGUCUGCGCUGGCAGUUCUCUGGCACCUGGUUGCCUGCCGGUAGAUGUCCUUGCGCUCCUGCUGGGUAAACAGGUCGUGAGCAUGGCUGCCCAGCCAUCAUCCUCGUCCUUCUGCUUCGUUGUGGUGUUGUCUUUGUUGGUUAAAAUCCUGGUCAGGUGUUUGUUGUGGCCCAGGGAGUGUGGGGAGUGGGGCGGUCAUGUGCGAACUCGGCUGUGCCAUCCACCUGACCCUCCCCCACCUCCGGUCUUCUCAACGCUGUUUUGACAACGGGAAGAGGAGAAAGUGCGGCAGUUGCUGCACAAGUCCUCACUCAACAUUAACUAAUCCACGCGCAAGUCGACGUGCUUGCUUCACCUUGCUGUGUAUUACAGGAUGGGCUUCGCUCGACACGACUGUCGAACUAUCAUCCAGGACGCAGUUUUUUAUCUGCACUUUCCUCAGACAGCAGUUUUCUCCUUUUUAAGCUUUAAACUGUUCAAAAAUCGAACUACAGAUGGAAAUCCCCUAGUGAGGCAUUGUUUUCCGAUGGGAGUCCGGCUUCAGAGGAGCCGCGACGUCUUCCAAGUCAGCUAACGGGGAGGUCGUGAGCAUGGCUGCCCAGUCAUUACCCUCGUCCUUCUGACGCGCUACGCCAUGCAUCUGCGCCCUCCCCUGCCUCCUAUCCUCUGGACUCUGUCUUGACACCAAGAUCAGGUGGGGCAGGAGAAGAAGGGAGUGCGGUCGAUGCGACGCAAGCCUGCACCCACUAUAAACUAAUUUACAUGCAAGUAACCUUGCUUGCAUUUUGCUGUGAAGCACACGGUGAACAUCGUCGGAUGCGACGGUCGAACUGUCAGUAUUAAUUUUAAUAGUGGCAGCAGCAGCAGCAGCAGUAGUAGUAGUAGUAGUAGUAGUAGUAGUAGUAAUAGUAGUAGUGGCAGUAGUAGUAGAAGUAGUAGUAAUAGUAGUAAUAGCAGUAGUAGUAGAAGUAGUAGUAGUAGUAGUAGUAGUAGUAGUAGUAGUAGUAGUAGUAGUAGUAAUAGCAGCAGCAGCAGCAGUAGUAGUAGUAGUAGUAGUAGUAGUAGUAGUAGUAGUAGUAGCAGUCCCAACCUGUCCUUUCUGAACAAGUGAUAACCAGAUAAAGCGACUUCGCGAUCGUCUACGCUCGCGGACAGCCACGUUUCAGUUAUGGAUAUUACAUCGGGUAAGGUUUGGUUAACGUAGAUCUUAAGCUCAUCUAAUUUAGAUAGCAGACUUUGUGCAUUGGAAUAUAAGCAUUUUAGCUUUUUGCCUUUGGUAAGCCGGCCAUGACGCCGCCUUUGCCAAUCGCCUCGGCUGUGGCGACAUACGCACGGGCCGUAUCCAUAUGAAGCGGGACGGUCGCUCGAUUAUGCAGUUGUUGUAGAUAACCAGGCCCUGUUCGCCAUUCAUUUGUCGCAGCCUUAGCUCCUGAACUAACUGUCGGCAUUUUAUCCGCUCCGGUGGUGUGUAAUCCGUCGGUUCUCAGGAAUUACUAGCGGUGGUGGUAUUGGUGGUUUUAGCGACAGCAGUAGUGGUAGUAGUGGCAGUAGUAGUAGUAGUAGUAGUAGUAGUAGUAGUAGUAGUAGUAGUAGUAGUAGUAGUAGUAUUGUUUGCAGCAGAACAUCUGCAGGAACUUAAAUUCGGAAAUCUGGCUCAAUUUUGCACUCGGUCUCAGCCACAACAAUUUCAGAAUUACGGGUGUGCCUGGUCAAGCCACACCUGCUAGAUAUUUUGCUCUAACGGGUGUCCUCGCUGCUCAGUUUGGGUGUGUCCUUGAUGCCUGUUCCCACCUGUUUACACACACACACAGACUGAGGGCGCCGACGCUAGCUGGGUGGAAGUGAUUGCAACGCCUUCGGACUGUCGCUGCCUACCCGCCUUCGAAACUGUCAGUAUUCGAAUCCAGUGCAUAUCUCGACUGCAGGUACGUGUGUCCUUGGCCUUCCUAAUUUACCACACCCUUUUUUUACCCCACUGCCUCAAGGUCAGGCUUUGUUUGGGUGUGCUCGCCCACACCCCCUAGCUUCCAGGCGCACCUACUUGCAUCCGACCUACGCCCUUCGUCUGUAUUUUGAGAUAACUUGACUAUUCAAACAGUAAUUACAGUAAUAAUGGUAGAAAUUAUUGCAGCCGCAGCAAUAGCAACAGCAGCAACGGUAGUAAUUAUACCAGUAUUCGUAGUAGCAGUAUUAGUAGUAGUAGUAGUAGUAGUAGUAGUAGCACCUGCGACGAUAAUAAUAACUGCGGCUAAUAAAAAAAAAUAUAAGCGAGCGCUGGGACAGCGACUUGGAGGAAUGCCUUUCAUACGUAGAACUGGACGUGACAAAAAAAUCAACCAGGGGAGUGAAAAUUGCCUUGGUCCGACUAUGAACAAGAAUAACUGGUAUGUCACCCCUUGGGACACGUAGUUAGCUACAAACCAAACGUCAGCCAUGGCCAUGUUUGAAAUGGGUCAUUUCUAACCCCUAAGCAUUUUGGAAAAACUCGGACGUAACCGUAACCCAAAACCUAGCAUUAAAACCUUAACUCUACCCUCAACCCUUAAUCCAAAGCAUAGCCUAAGCUUGGCAACCUUAGUCCCAAGCAUAGUUCGACUAAAGCCAAUUCUAACUGCUAUCUAAACCCUAGUCUUGAGCUCAAAACGGGCGCAUUUAAUGUUAGUUACGUCAGUGGUGGGUCAAUAUCCGCCCCUCGCAUAACCUCUUUCGUGACCUACUGCCAGACAAAUUGUUGUAAAGCUCACCUAACUAUGCAAGAUAAUAAGGUAGGCUUUCGAUCAACCACCAAGGGGUUUACAUAUUCCACCCUUAUCAAAUGACUUAAUGUUCGAGUCCCCCUGCAAGGAAGUUCCUUUCGAGUCCCCCUAUAUAUCGCUUGGUUUCUAAGUCGAUCGGUUCUCCUUGGCCUUUGAUACUUUGUCGGAUACUAUAAAAGUGACUUGAAGGAAUUAUCGGUUUCCAUCUCGGUUUUCGUGAAAACCUCCUAGUUUCUUGCCGUUAAAUUGUGUUACGCAGACAAGCGUUUUUCUACAAACAGAAUAUCACCUCACCAUACACCCAGCACAACUUCCGACCAGUGGAACGCGAGUUUUUUCGGCUGCUUAACGCCACUGAAGGCGACUUAGCUCAUCUGCCUGAUAUACAGUAUUACUUUUCUAGGGAGAUCCGACAUGGAAUCUUUAGCUCUGUGUCUAGAAUAGCAUGGGAUAUAUUUUCAUUCGUUCACCGGUCAACCCGUGAAUAGGUGGUCACAUUUAGCGAGACCAUAAGUCUAUAUAUUUAAUUGUCAUCAAUUGUGACUGCUGAAUGCACUCCCCUGUCAAGAGAAACAGCAAUAAGUUCUUGUUAGGCUUUUUCCAGAGCAAAGAAGACCAGAAGAGCAGAAGCAGUUACCAGGCAAUCCAAAAAAUAGAAGAACUAAAAAUAGAGGCUGGCUAUAAGCUCUGAGAACUGCUCCUUGGCACUAUGAUUACAAAGUCAAUUAGAUGAAAUUGAGACUUUUAAUGAAAAUUAUUCUUGGUUGCUGCACACUCUUCACGUUGUUGCUUGCGCCCACAGCACGUACUCCUAUGAGGGAAACUGUUAGACCCUCGUGGUAGUGGGAACACCCCUUAGUAACCGUUUCUAAUGGCGAGUAAAGUCGGGUUAGGACUGCCGGCAUGCCUCACCAGCGAUCGUGAGCAUCUGUGCGAGGUCUAGUUGCGCUGUAGGAAAGUAACUAGUGCGCGUGCUUUUAUGACGGGCCACGUGGUAGAUGCACUGGACCAGCAUGGGGGGUCAGAUCAGGGCACGACAGUUGUUAUCGGGGAUGCGCCUCCAUAAGAAAUGCCACACACGAGGGUGUGGUAGUACGCUUAUGUACAGGUUCACGCCGCGCCAGCCACCCGCCCCCUUUCACACCGCCGUUCUCCUUGACUCUGUCUUGACACCGGGUCCAGGUGGGGAAGUGCGAUAGAUGCAGCGAAAGUCCUCGUCGCCGAGCUCACAUUUUAGUGGGGCACACGGUAGACACUAUCGUUUGGCACGCGUGGAAGGGGACUGCAUGCCAACAGUUCAAAGCCUGCAUCUGAGCCCAUCUGCGGACUUGCUCAUGGAAGGUGCAGAGCCUGUUUAACAAGAUGGAUGAACUCAGGACUCUGAUCGACGACCACACGCCAGAUAUCAUCGCCUUGACAGAACCAUGGCUUUCUGAAGCUACUGGACAUCAUGAGGUACCCCUCAGAGGCUAUCAACUGUUUAGAAGAGACAGUAAAAGCCGAGGAGGAGGGGUCGCUCUCUGUAUUAACUACAACCUGACCGCGGUCCCUGAGAAAAAUCUAACAACAACAGCAGAAGUGGCAUUCUUAUCUUUAAAUAUCUCCACUAAAUACGCCCGGCCGCUGGUGUUUGCAGUUGUAUAUCGUCCCCCAAACAAGAUUUCCGAACACGAUAGCCUUCUCCUAAGGGGCCUGAACAAGAUCUGCUCGAACAGAAACGUCCUCAUUGUCAGGGAGUUUAACGCCCCCAAUAUCGACUGGCAAGCUUGGACGGUUUCAGGUCUAUUGAACACAUUCGGACAACAUUUGCUUGAAUUGGCAGGAGAAAAACUACUUUUCCAGAAUGUAACUCUCGGAACGCCUGUCAGGGAAGGGCAGCGUUCUAAUUGCCUCAACCUGGUGCUCACUCGUGAUGAGGAGAGUUUGCUGGAUAUACAGGAUCUCCCGCCAAUUGGUGCUAGUGAACAAAUUGUGAUGCUCUUCGAGUAUUCCAUGUUCUCCCAACCUGAUUCACCUGAACAAUUACAAACAAGUAUCUGGAGGGGGGAUUUUUGCAGCAUGCGAACCCAAGUCUCAGCAAUACCGUGGACAACCACAUUGCAGGGAACACUUAACGACUACUGGAGCACGUUCAGCUCACUGGUCAAAAGAAUCGUUAAUCUAAACUGUCCACUCACACGAAAGAAAACAAGCAACCGUCCGCCGUGGAUAAAUCGAAAGCUGCAAACCGCGUUUAAGAGGAGGAAUAAAGUGUGGAGACACUAUCGACAAACAGAGAGUUCUGAACACCUGAAGGAAUACAAGCGACAGGGGAAUGUGUGUAAACGCGAGGCUAAUAGACUUCGAAGCAACUAUGGGCUAUGCAUAUUGCAAAGCUCUUUGGAGCAUCCUAAAAUCCUCUAUAGUUACAUACGUAAUGGCAAGAGCAAUCGCGACCAGCGCUGAGGCCCCAAAACGGAAUAAAUGAGACAGAUGAUCACCUGAAAGCAUCAGCCUUCUCCAGUCUCUUUUAGUCGGUAUUCACUCACGACACAAAUCCUCCUCCUAUGCCUUACGUAGACCAACGACAAAAUCCUUCCUGUCCUGCAUUGGAAAACAAUCUUUUCUUCUCACCCACGUUGAUAAGGGCCGAACUACGCCGGCUGAAGCCUGCCAAAUCACCUGGUCCAGAUAGAAUUCAUCUACGUGUCCUCCGAGAAUUAGCUGAUAUACUGUGUGAGCUGGUGUCCAUGAUAUUUCAGAAGUCCAUGGAAGAAGGCGAACUGCCGGAGGAAUGGAAAACGACCCAUAUUUCUCCAAUCUAUAAAGGAGGAUCCAGGCUGGAGCCCGAAAAUUACCGUCCUAUUAUUUUAACCUGCAUUUUAUGCAAGGUCAUGGAACGACUUAUUAAAGGACAUUUAAUGUCGUAUCUGGAGCAGAGGGACCUGUUAUGUGCUGCUCAGCACGGAUUUCGACGUGGUCACUCCUGUCUUACAAGCAGUCUUUGCGCGUAGGAAAAAUGAACAAGAGCCAUAUACCAGGGCCGUCCAAUGGACGUCAUCUUCUUUGACCUUAAGAAGGCGUUUGAUAGCGUUCCUCAUGGACGACUCCUACAGAAGAUUUGGGAGUGUGGAGUACAGGGCAACAUUUUUAAGUGGAUUAAAAGUUCCCCGUCAUUCAGGCCCCAAAAAGUGAUCGUUGGUACCACUGUAUCCGAAUGGGUGUCAGUAAAAAGCGGCGUUCCGCAGGGUUCAGUCUUUGGUCCUCUCCUCUUUUUCAUCUAUAUAAAUGACUGUCCUGCAGACCUUGAAUGCGAUGACAUCAUGUUUGCAGAUGAUAUAAAGAUCUGGAAAACAAUCAGCUGCGUUUAAGAUGCGCAAAAGCUACAGGAAGAUGUUAAUAAGCUGGCUGCGUGGUCCAGCAAGUGGCUCCUAGCGUUCAACGUAUCCAAGUGUGUAGUCUUGCGACUAGAAUCUGGACGGAGGAGCUUCCCAAAACACCAGUACACUAUAAAUGGGGUUCCACUAAAAGAAAUGGACAGGCACAAAGACCUAGGUGUCUGGACAUGGUCAGAAUUGCUGCCCUCUCAGCGCUGUAAGAGUCGUUCAAAAGACAACCAGCCCCAUGCACUGGAUUAGGCGUGCCUUCAUAAUCUUUCCUCCCGAACUCUUCUCACAGCUAUUCGGAACGUUCGUCAGACCGCAUUUAGAAUACGGAAUGUCAUCAUGGAUGCCCCGGAUGAAGAAAGACCGUGAUGACAUAGAUCAAGUGGAACGACAGGCUACAAAACUGGUGGACGGUCUCAGUACUCUGUCAUACCCAGAAAGACUGAUCCAGCUAAAUUUGUUUCCCCUAUCCUAUAGACGAAUGAGGUGUGGCCUGUUAUGGACAUUCCACAUUAUCCACGGGCAUGAAUGUCCGCUCAUAUCUGAAGGCUUCUUUGAAUUCACGACCAUGAGUCGCCUGCGCGGUCUUCCGUACAAAGUCAAGCGGGAGCGUACACGCCUAGACCAUCGGAAGUUUUCCUUCAGCCAGCGUGUUGUUCGACCGUGGAACUCACUCCCAAGCGAAAAAGUGGCAUCUGAUACAAUGGCUGUAUUCAAAAGGCAGCUGGAUCGUUUGAUCUUUGAUAAACGAAGACUCUCACUGCAUGACUAUCUGCGGCCAACCAUAAAUUUCGUUUCCUGAUUUCAUCCAUAUGUAACACAUCACUAAAGUUUUCCCUCUCAAACUACGCAAAUGACUGCACUUUAUGCUGAUUGUAUAUAAUUGCACUUAACAUUUCAUAUGUACAUUGAAAUGACGCCCGCCGCACCCGCAGUCUCGCACUGUAAAAACGCUUUCCGUAAACAAAUAUGUUACUGGCAAAAGUUUAGUAAGAUGUGUUUUUCACAGUUAUAUCGUAUGUACCGUUCCAAUAGGGUCAUCAAGCGCAUUGCCUAUUACCCAAAAAUACACACUAUACACGGAUGUUGAGUAGAGACAGAGAGAGGUCGGUGCCGCGAAAGGUAACACUACUGGUGCCGUGAAGGUGACACGAUAGUUGAAACAAAAGCUUUACUCGUCAGACGUUUCGGAUUCUACGGCUCAACGCUUCAUUAAGAACUGUUCCAUUUGGCAUGAUGAUUUUUCGAUGGCCGCCAUUCGAGUCGCCAAUCACUGCAAUUUUAUCGAGUGUGCCGGAUACUUGUGUGAUGAUAGCUCAAUCAUCUGGACCACCGACCCUGGCGUUGGGAAUAAUACUUGCCUACGUGCGUCAGGCGAAUAAAACUCUCGUUCCAGCGAUCGUGUUUCCCUCUCUUCACGACUGUUUCCUGGAACUCUCCUCUCUUCGUUUCUAUUGACUGCCGGCGUCGUUGGUGAAUUAUACGAGAAAUCAUGAGACAACAUUGCUUUGCUUGAUUUCUGAUACUAUCAAACGCGUCAAUGAGGUUCUUUUGUUCCACCAAUGUUUUUUUUCACUUUCUAGAGGAGGAUUACGGAUUUGAGGCUUCUCUGCAAGGUCGACGGUCAGCAGGAUCCUCUCCGGCUCGACAUUUCCGGUGACACGAAGGGCCUCUCAUUCGCAGUGACCAGUCUUCCCUUGGAAAAUGUUCUAUGGUACCGUUGUUGUAGAUUAGGCGGAGUAAUCGGCUGUGGUCUUAUAUAAAGCAAGAAUAAACUAUUUAUGUUAACACGCUUGAAAGUGAAUCUAACGUUAGAUUUCAUUAGGUAGGACGCAUUUUUGGAAAAGCAUAUUCACUCACGAAGUGUUUUCCAACUUCAAUUAAUGAUCUGACAAACUCUGUUUCGAGCUCUUUCAUUACUGUAGUCAUAAAGCCACGUAAAGUACAUUCCUGCAUUCUUGCUCAUCGCUUUUUUAUCAUUCGAGCGGUAGGGUUCAUGUCGGUCGUAAGAGUCUCCAAAGGUCUGGUGAGAGAAAAGUAGACUUAAGUAUCGCAUUAAACAUUUCCCACCCUAAUUUCUCGAUAUCGUCCCGCUAAUCUUCAAACGAUAGUAUGUUGAAAUAAUUUGCCAUGUUUCCUUCUCAAAUAAAUGGAUUAAAUUCACCUUGGUCAUAUCGCAAUGGAAGCUCCUAAUAGUUUUCGCACAGGCGUGGGAGAUCAAAGAGCGCCAAGGUAUUCUUGUUUGAAAAAGAACAAGAUCGAAUGAAGAGACAUAAGUACCACCAAACAACGCACUCCAUUUAUGUCGACUUUUGCCUUAGUUCAUAAUCUGCCGUCGAUAUGCGAAUCAUGCUGAUCGCGUAGCACAUUUUACCAUGUAAAACCAUCCGGUUUUCCAUCUGUGACAAAAACAAGUUUAAAGAAGGGCGGCAAUCAUUGGCCGACGAUCUACAAAGUGUAACUACCUGAAUCACGAUAAAUGCUGCAAACACCGAUUACACCAAGGUCAAGACUGUUUUUUCCCGGGAAAGCAGUACUUGAAGACAGCAUUGCCGUAGCCUGCAAUAAUAUCCUGAUGUCAUUAAAAAGGAUCAACUUGAAAUCCUCCCCAUUACCAUCAACUUAAUCAUUCGGAUAAUUAAAUUCACGCUCGAAAAAGAAGCUUACAAUAAACUACCAUUUCUGGAUGUCCUCGUGCAGCAAAAGACUGACUGAACAUUACACACACCCGUUUACCACAAAGAAACAUAUGCGGAAUUAAUUCUGCACCAUGACAUCAACAACCCAAUCUCUCACAAGCGGAGUACUGUCCAAAGUCUGCUACAUCGAGCAAAAACACAUAGAUCUGACAAAGAAAGCUAUCAAAUUGAGCUAAAUUACCUGUUUGAAUUAUUUUCACAGAACGGUUACGCCAGUGAUUUCAUUAGUCGACACUUGGGAAAACAAGAGUAAAAGCAAAGGAACUAGAUAGUUCCAAUUAGGCCCCCGUAGUUAAUAAUUGGCGAAUCCUUCCUUGCGUCAGGAAUGUGUCUUAACUUGUUGAAAGACACUUAGGGGAACACCGAACAAACGUGGCACAAAAGCCGACGACUACUUUACGCACUCAGCUUGUAUAUCCUAAAGAUAGGGUUGGCUAUUUCGAUGAGAAGGAAGUCGUCUCUAAGACCCUAUGUGAUGCCGCAUAUUAUGGCCAAACGGAAAAAUCUGCCUCUACACGCAUUCACGAGCACCGGCUGGCAGUUAAGAGGCGAGACUAUCUGUCUCAAAUGACCAUGCAAACUCUUUACUGUGCACACCUUCGCAUGGGAUAAAACUCGCAUCGUCGGAGUUUGCCUUCCCAACAAAACCGAGAGUUUCUUAAGGACAUGCGUUCCGAUGAGUAGUGAAUCAAUCGACACAUCGAGUUAGAUGCUAUGAACAAAAGUCUCAGGGAAAAGUGGAAGAGAAGAGAGCCAACUUAUAUAGAAAGACGCACACGGUGGCCGCUGACUGGCAAAAACACUAAAGGAAUAUUGAUUUUUCAGCACUUUUGAAAUGUUGUACUCAAGUCUGACGACGAUCUGGGGAACCAGCGUCGAAAAUCUACUCAAUAAAGUUUUCCACUUUUCCCAAAUAACGCGUCUGGCUUAAUUUCAACGAACACUCGAGUCGAAGACGAUAAACUACUGUGAAAUAACCACGUAAUGCCCAUCCUACAAACAAGCAGUGCUACGAGUAGUACGAAAUGUAUGUGGUAAACGUGUCAUACCGUACUUCCGACACAGAUAUUAACUAAAAGCCCACGUGUUUCGGCGGUAUUCUGGUCUGACCCCAAACAAGUCAUGUCCCGGAGACUUAACUCCAUGUCCUGCAGUUAAUAGUUUCUGAAAUUAUUCGCUUGAUCAUUCUCUGGAGUUCCUAUACCGAAAACCGCACAGGGAACGCUGGAGGACCCACUGAGAAGCUGAGCCCCUCGCAGCUGUGUCACACAGCGGCAGAAUAUCGGAGAAACACUUGUCUGGGCUUUUAGUUAGAGUAACUGUGUCGGGAGAACGGCAUACUACAUUUGCCAUAUGUAUAGAUACGUAUAUACAGUAGGUGGGCUAACUCAUGAAAUGUUAACCGAAAUUCCGAAAUGUGUCUUCAGUUCGAAGAGAUUAAUGAAGUAGGGUUGUAAAACUAAUCAGUCUGCAGUAUAAUUCUAUAAUAAUUCAGUUACCUCAGGAUGCUGGCUUUCGAACGAACGUCCUUCCGGUUACAUACAAAAAAUCUUCUCCGUAAACAUGACUACUUAAGUAGCUCUGAUUUUUCUCAUUGAUUUUCGAUGCCUCUAAAAGUCCAAUUAUUUUUCAUAGGAAGCAUGCAAAAAAAUAUUUAUUCUUUUGCUCAUUCGGUAGAAAAUUACGUCUUCUUUCAAUUUUGUACUUGAAUGAGGGAUAUACUUCGGUUUUAAAAAGUUUCUUAUUGUGAGACUUGUAAAUACCGUCAAAUCGCCGUUCAUAAAACGUCAUGUCUCAGCAUUUACCAAUGUGGCUUGUAAAGUUAACAAUAUGGAUCAAAUCCAAUGCUGAAUUUUAUGAACCAUAUAUGAUCUCCUCUCAAUACCGUAGAGCAGUGUGUGGUUUUCCAUACACGGAAAAUACAUGGCUUGUAGUUUGAAAAGCCUGAAUGUAAGUGUGGCAGCAGAGCGGGUUAAAAAUUAUUCGGGUAUAAGAAAAGUUUUUGAAAACCGAAUAACACCCUUCCUUCGAGUAUGAAAUUGGAAGAAGACGUAAUUGUCUACCGAAUGAGCGAAAGAAUGAAUAUUUGCAUUCGUGUUUUUCAUGAAAUAUAAUUGGACUUUUAGGUGCGUGGAAAAUCAGUGAGGAAAAUGCAUGAUGCUGAAGUAGUCAUUUUUAACAGAGCAUAGGUUUGUAUGCAGCGGGAAAAACGUUCGCUCAAAAGCCAUCAUCCUGAGGUAACUGAAUUAUUAUAGACUGAUUAGUUUUAAAACCCUACUUAAUUAGUCUUUUCAAAACGAAAACGCAUUUCGGAAUUUCGAUUCACAUUUCAUGAGUUAGUAUUACUGACACAGACCAGCGCCCCCUUACCAUUAUGAUCAUAAUCAAUCUCAUUUCUUAGUGCCGUUUCCCUCAUAUUUUUACAUAUUUUUGCCCAACUAAAAGUAAACAGCAUAGUGAUUUUCCAGUUUGUUAACGGUAGCAAUCGUGACAGAUGUUAAACGUGUUUCGAGGUUUUAGGUUAACCUUUUUAAACACUUAACCCCUUCCGGAUGAAAUAAGGCCUAAUUUGCAACUGUUAACUGCCUCUGUUCACUCCACUUUCACCAGCAAAACAACCCAAGUGGAUCCUUACGAUUCAAAUUAUCUCACAGUCGACGAUGACGCUUUCCUCGAAUGCAGCGCCCAAAUCGUGGGUCCACUGGUGGAGUUUGACUCGACCGGCCUCUGCAUUCCGCGUGAACGGUGGAUUGAAGUAAACAACACUUCAGCCAUACCGGCUCUUUUCACACUUCAGGUGGAUACUUUCGGCUGCCAAACAGAUGACCUGGCAAAGUGGCAUAAUCCACCUUCGGGCACAGUUUUCGGAGUUCAGCGACUGCUGCAGGCGUCUCUGGGCGCCAAUCAAAAGAACGAAACUGACCCAAACUACGGCAGUCAUGUGAGAGAUCGUCUCAUUUAUGGUAAGACGUUGGAGGAAUCUAUUUUGAACACUGUUCAAAAGGGAUUCCUCAGCCUCCCUUGUCUACAUCAAUAUUCCCUUUCUGCACUUUUACUGAGCGCAAUGCGACUGACUUCGACGACUCUAGAUUGAGCCCCAAGACACAGAGAGAUGAGCGUGUCCCGUAACCUGACAAGGGAAGCCACUUCCACCAUACAGCGACUGGUCGAUCUAAUGAAAUGUUGACCGAAAUUUUGAAAUGUGUUUUCGAUUAGGAAGGAUUACGUAGGUGGGAUUAUAAUAUUUAUUAUCAUGCGGCAUAAUCCUAUUUCGGACUCACCAGGAUGUCGGCUUUUGAAUGCACUUAUUUUCAGUCGCUUGCAAAAACCCUACCCAGUGAAAAAUGAAUACUUGAAUAAAAUGCAUUUUUUCACAUUGAUUUUCGACAGUCUUGUGAAUUUAAAUAGAUUUUGUUUAAAAAAACAUGCUUUCUUUGACUCGUCUGACAGAAAAUCAUGUUGGUUUUACAUUUUAUACCCAAAGAAAGAGCGUAUUUAGGUUUUGCAGCAGUUUCCUAAUUUUCGAAUAAUUUGAAGACUGAUCAGUCGUUACAUUAGCGUUUAGCGAUUUCUGUCUACAAGGUGCAUGUUGUCCAUGUAAAGAAAAUCAUAUGUUUCUUUAUGUCAUUAAGAAGAUAGCAUACAGAGCUCAUAAAAUUUUGCAAUGGAUGCAAACUGUGUUGCAUAUUUCAUGCGGAAAAUUGGUAAACGGACAGGUACGGUAUUGUAUGAAUCAAUAUUGCACGGUCUUAAAAAACAUACGAUAAGUAGGAACUUUUAAAACCUAAAGUACUCUUUCUUUGAGUAUAAAAUGAGGAAAUAAUGCGAUUCUCUACCUAACGAGUAUAAAGCAUACUUUUAUUCAUGUUUUCUAUAAAAUAUAUUUAGAUAUAUAAGAUGAUCGAAAAUUAGCGUCGAAAAUGCAUAUUAGUCAAGCAGUCAUUUUACGCCGAGUAUGGUUUCUACAAGAGGUCAAAAAGAUGUGCAUUCAAAGACGGGCAUCCUGGCGAGUCCGAAGUACAGUAGGAUUAUGUCUCAUGAUAAUAAAUAUAACAAUCCCACCUAAGUAACCCUCCCUGAUCGAAAACACAUUGCAAAAUUUCAGUCAACAUUUCGUGAGAUCGGACACCGACUGUAAGUUAAUAAUCUUGAGCGUAACCGACAGGGGAACGGGUACGUGGCUCAAUGAAAUAGCGUUGGAUUAAUAACGCCCGAUGACCAAAGAACGCGGCUGCAAAUCUGGGGUUGGGUAAGGCUGACUAAUGGCGAUUAAUAAGCCAGAAAUUGUCAUCCCACUUACCCCCUUGUCUUUGUCAAUAUUUCUUCCCGGUGGUUUGCUUAUCCCAUUUGACCAUUUCCGGCAAUUUUGUGAUGUAUUCUGGCAGCCAGGGGUCCGGCCGACCUAGUAUUUUCCUCGCCUGAUAUUCGCAACGUCUCAGGCCAAUGAGUGGUAAGAGGCUGGACUAGGAAUCCUUCAAAAGGCAGAUGGCCUUGCGCUAAGUUUCAAGAAGGGUACCUAUUCCUGUGUCCUAACCCCAGGAUUAACACUAGCUCUAACCAAAAUCUCAACCCUGACCAAAAGCUUAAUCCCAAACAUAAUCCCCCUGGAAGUUAUAGCUGAACCACUUGUAUGACGACGGAACCUGGUGGCGUCCUACUCCUGUGCCCUGCUCAAUAACCCUUUAAUUAUGUUAAUACAUAUUUUGACCAGUUAUCUGUAGGAUACUCUGCUGUCAGAGUUGCAACAUUUGAGUUACGUGCGGAGGUCUCAGUUGCACGAAUUUGCAAACGCAAAUCUUGCCUAUAUAAUAAUUUGUCUACUCAGUAGCUCGAAAAGGGCACAAAAAGCUAUCUCCGCUUGGGAAAAAAGUAUGAAUUUCAGACGUGCAUACAAAAUCAGCUGGCGUUUCCAAUAAGAAUCGGGAUAAAGAAAGUUUCCUAGGAUCGCGUUUCCUCUGAAGUUUGCAAAUGACAACGGCUUAUUGUAGCUUUUAAAAGGUCUAGUGCAGAGCCUUUGUAUGACCCUGCCUGGAUAUCUAUGUGUUACUAUUUUUGGAAGACAGAUGAGCUAGUUCGAACAACCUCUCAAUCAUAAAAUUUAUACUCAUUUCUUGUAUGACUUUUGAGCCGAGCAUCUAUACCAGCAACUAGAUGGUUUUUAUCUGACGUUGGAUGGCUAUGUCUAACAACUAAUGUGGCAAACUUAUUAAAAUGUAAGAAUGCAGCUUGCUUCGAUAAAUAUUAGGAUGUAGUGAACUUAGAAAAUCGAAAUAGGCCACUUUUCUCAAAAUUUCCAUAAGGAAUUACGUUUUUAGAGGUCUGUUUGAGGAAACUCUGUAAAUUUUACACAUCCAUCGAAACAAAAUGGAAGUUUCCGUAGUAAAAAAAACCAGGGUUUCUUCGAACGUCGCCCUCAAAGUUUGUUGAGCCUGUUGUCGACAGGGAAACAAUAGUGCUGUAAAUCCACCUAAGUCAUCCUUUUCGCGGGUGAUUCUUGCGAUCUUGCUUCUCUGGCAAACAGAUUGCGUGGAGUCCAGUCUGAAAGGUGUAUUUAAACACGGCAAAUUGGCAGGGCGAGUUUUUCUCGGAGUUGCUACGUUACACUGCCGCGAAAAAUUUUUUUAUGAAUACGGAAAAACUGUUGUCAAAAAUAAUGAGUAGGGGACGACUAUGAUGAAAUUGAAUAACCUACCGGGCCUUCUGUCGACUGAGCAAUGGGGGGAGUGUACCGUCCUCUGACUAAGCAGGUCCAGCGAUGGCAUAUACCCUGGCUACCACGGGGUGUUUCACUUUCCUCUGAGUGAAGAUUUUGUCAGCCUUGCUAAGACAAUAUCUUAAAAGGAAAUAUAAGACGAAUAGACGGACCAGGAACCUGAAGUUCAGGUAAGCUUUACGGCUUCUAGUCAGGGAACCGACAUUUAAUGCUUGGGCGCUCACACUUACCGUAGAAUUGGCAUUCUCAUUUGACCCAUUCCCCGACCAUUAGUUUCUUCUGAACUGGAGGAUGCAAUGCAGUGUGAUGCAGCUGAAAACUUAUCUCCAGAAAAAGAGAUUCUAGGCGAACCUGUGGGGACAGUGGUUGCAAUUUUUUCCCUCGUGUCAGAUUCGUCUGUCCGAGCAAGUAUUUGAUCAUCUGACAGCCUAAUCCCACGUUUAAGUCGUUCAAACAGCUGGAGUUCAUGUAUUUGCUGCAACACUAUGCAAAUCCGCCUCUCGGUCACUGAGCAGUCUACGCCUCAUCGUUAAUUUUAGAAGUCAAACUCAGAAGCCGGCGGGAAAAGCCGAAGACAAACUAGUGGCCAAUCUCAUCUUUGCAUUGAUUUCCUUAUUUUGAGGCGUGUGUGUAUCCAAAAAAAAACUAAUUCCAAAUGCUUAAAUCGUCGGUCGCCCUGACAUUGUAUUCACGAGUUCUUGCAGUCCGUGAGGGCGAAAACUUCUCACCUGUGCAAACUUUGCCAAAAUACGGAGCUGAUUUCACUUAGUCGACAAACAUGUGCCUUUUAUGCAAAUGACUGAAGCUCGAAUUUACGAUUCUUUGGAGAGAUCUAUUUUCUUCUUCGGGUGACUUUAAUUCUUACAAAUUUAAACGCUUUUCUCCUACAUCAUUAUUGGUAAGGUCAGGAGAGGCCAGAGCAAGGUUUUGGGCUUCCUUGUCAUUGUGACCUUGUCGCGUUCAUCGAUUACUGCUUGUUCAUCGCUAUGCGACCGUCCUCGAAGGUUUUUCACGGCUAUUCCAAGGAACGCAUAUGGCUAACUCAAGACAGAUCAAAAAUCGGCCUUCUAUUCGUGCAUAUGGAUUGGCGGUUCGUUACUCAACUGUUUGCGGCGUAAUACAAUUUACUCCUCUCUCGUAGGUAUCUUUUUAGCAUAAGUCUUUGUCAUUAACUCGAUCAUUUCGUCUUGGAUCGUUUUCCCAGACUGGUGUAAAACUCUGGUCCCCGAAGGCCAGGGCUGUGCCAUCGUGGCACACUCCUUCUUCCAAAUGUCCCAUCUCAACGAAAACCUCGACGACCGCGCGUUUGACGCCUUCCUGAAGUCGGGCCAGAUGGUCAAUACGGAAACCUUCACCUUGCCCGCCUUCUCCACUCUUCGCAUUUGUCUCCUGGCGGUGGGCGACGUUUUUGGUGCGUUUUACGAUCAACUGCAGAUUGUGGUGCAACCGGCGUCUGACCUGUUGGCGCAGAUCCAACAACCAAUUCAGCCCGUGCAGAUGUACCUGCCGCUGCGUUUCCGUGUGCACGGCAGCCCUGUGGAGUUUAUCACUGCCCUGCAGUGUGCCAACCAACUGAGAUCCACUUAUUCGGAGGGCCCUCGUUCAACCUCGUCCAGCUCCUCACCCAGUUCCUUUAAAGCCCUAUUUGACGUUCAGGGCAUGACAUACAGUAGGCUCUGUGCCUGGGAGACAACGGUUCAUCUUGGCUGCACCUCCGUUCUGGCUGAGGAGGUGGUGCGGAAAGUUCGCAUGCGAAACACUUCAUCAUUUAGUGAGUCAUUGUGUGCACUUGUCAUGUUUUAUGGGUCGGAUCUUACCUUUUAGCCGCACCUGCAAUGGACAAGCCCCAGCCGCCUGUUUUACGGGACCGAUGGUAGCAGGGGGUUUAACGUUAACCCCUAACCCCUAAUGCCAAUCCUUAAACCUAGCCCCAACUCCUAACCCUAGCCACUUACCGUUUUAUGACCUUGAGCUUUUAUUUCAGCCAGUGCAAACCACAUCAAGAGUAAAAAUUUUCAAAAAACGUUUCCGAUGUGGUACAAUCACGACAGUGAAUAGAAAGGAGGCCGGCAUAAAGUGCGUUAACGUACUUAGCACUGCAAGCCGCUCGUAUCUCAACUCUUGAUCUGGAAUGCCUAUGAUCUGAAGUCAAGUCAGUCUCUUGGAGGAGUCCCCGGGCGAGGCGCAUUCUGCCUGUCUUGUCUGGAGGCCUUCACUCUUUAAUUCCUAUACAGUGCUAUUUUAGCAAUCGCGGACAGCAACAUCCACUGCUGCUUCCAGAGGGGGUGAGCUUAGGCGUGAACCGCGUUUGGAUUUGCUUAUAGUAGGGCGAACGUGCGCUGCAUCUACCUCCCUCUUCCCCACCGCGCUCCGAGGGCAGGUCAAAGUUAGGAGAACCUCAGGUGAGCAUGGUUAUAGUAACAGACAGAACCAAUCCUCAUAUGCGAGUGCUAUACAUGAUCUGCUCCCAAUCCCGUGUAUCAAAUCACAUUUGGGGGUCUCGGGUCCCGCGUGAGAGAAAAUGUCGUAAGGACCGCAUUGAGGAGAAGUCAUGCAGCUCAACCUUCAGUUUUGAGAGGGACUGGGUAAACAAGGAAGAGGAGAGUGGACAGCGAUAUUAUGAUAAUGAUUUUUAUGAUUGAAAAGAAGAAUAAGAAAAGGCAACAUGGAGGAGAACGUGAAGAAGAGUAACUAUAAUAAAGAGGGUGUGAGGAGGGAGAAGUAGGAGAAGGGGAAGAAGAAGAAGAAGAAGAAGAAGAAGAAGAAGAAGAAGAAAAGGAGGAGUAAGAGCAGGGGAGGAAGAAGGAGAGGGUCAUGACGACGAUUGCCCUAACGACGAGGUAGGAGAAAGUUCCGCAGUAAAAAAUCUGCUGCCUUGGUAUAGCAACCGUCCACUCGAACUGAUUGCUCAAGACUGGAAUAAAUUAAAAGGGACCGUUUGGUUAAGGUCGAAAACUACGCUGUUAUCGGUGGGUUGAUGUAAUCAAUUCCCGAGGGGAGAGCUUCGAGCCAUGGAGGCCGCAGUCAAGAGAUUUUUAUUUCAAUUGCCCGCAAGAGUUAGAGUUGUUAUUGUCAUUAAAAGUAGUUUAGUUUGCUCCAGAGGUUUCUGGACUCUAAUUAUCGUUUCCACGGAUAAUCUAGAACAAAACUCCUAUAUGAAUCAUUUUCUCCAAAGAUAACGGAAAUUCUUUGCCAGCCACAGUGCUCGGUGCAGUGGAUCCUCUUCGAUUUAUUAUGGUUUAGUUCUUGCAGUAAAAUCUAGAGGAGGGGGUCAGUGACCAGCUGAAGUAGGUUAACAUCAAGACAAGCUACUCGCUGGCAGCGAUUGGCUGCAUAUGACGUACAAACGAUUUGGGACUAAAUCCUAUCUCAACCGACUUGAUGGCAGUCAAUGGAACGCUUUAUCGUUCUCACAAUUAUCUCAUCAGUAAGAGCGCCUCAGUAGGAUACCACCCAUUCAGAAAGUCUGCAAGCAAAGAGUAAAUUCUUACCUCUUUGGUGUGAGCGGAAAGUAAAAUAAUGCCGUCGAAUGAAAAAUCAUCGCAUGGAUUUUCAGUUGGUCAAAGAAAGGACCACCCGAAGUCUGUAGGGUCAUACGUUGUAUCAAAUGGGUCUUCGUGGAAUUCGCUAAACUUUUACGCCCCCCUCCGUGUAGACCUGACUAAGUUUUAACAUUGUGUAAUGUAACUGAAAAACUCACUGUCUUUUUCCGAUUACUCUGUAUUUGCCCACACAAACACCAACUGGCAGUUUCGAGACCAUAUCCAAACUCCCGACCUCCGGUGUACACUGCAUAGGUAGUAAUCCUUCGACUUCCGAGGACAUACUUUAUUGGGCCGAGGCGGUUUGGAGACCAAACGGCCUACAUGAGAGAUAGUUUACACAUAUCGGUUUAAUAGAUCGGCGCACUAAACCGCCUCCAGUUUACCCGACCUGCCAUUACCCUCGCUGACACCAGAAUCUGAAGCCCGUGUUGAACUUUACAUGAGCGCAAAUUAGAUCGAUAGCAAGCGACCAGACCUAUCGAGCCAUCUGACAUAAAAACCAUUCCACCAGCCUUCGACGCAAUGAGCAAUCUAUAUCACCAUCAUACCAACGGAGUAGCAGUAACCGAUUAAGACAACAAAAAUAAAAUACAAAACCAAGGGGAACAAGGUCGACUACAUCGAGAGGACACUGAAAAUUCCAUUUGGCUUCACUGUGCAGUACAGACUUUGGCAAUGGACAGCAGACUUAACUGUUCAAAAAAUCCGCCAAUUUAUUCACUAGUCCAUUCUCAGACAUCGUCCCUUGCUUCGGGGCUGGCUUUGCUAAACAGGCCGCAUUCAGUCCCUUAGAGGGAAUUGUCUGUGUAAAUCGUUUGCACUCUGACCAAUGGAGAAACAGGACACGUAGGCCAAAUCAAAUACCUGAGCGCCUGUCUCACAUAUUUUUCCUUCCAUGCCCAAACAUUUCAGAUGUGCGCAUCGACUGGCAGCUCUAUCGCAGCCGACCAGACAAGGAGGACUCCAAGUUACUCGAUCUCUGCGCUCUCUUCGGUGAGGCCUUCAGACCGGCCCAGAGUAGGACCCCAUCCUCAGCUGCCGAGGGUUGUGGAGAGGAGAGAUCACGUAGGUUAAUGCCCAUCCUGCAUACUCAUUGUUUUUGUUGUCAGCUGCAACUUGUCCAACAGCCGCAGUCAGUUUAGGUAAGACGGAUUAAGUGCAGUGGGGGAAAUAGCACCGUCAAAAAGCUUAUAGGAGAUCGAAACUCUGACCUCAUGACUUGGCGCUGCAUUUCGCACCGACUGAGCUGUGGCAGCACGUCUGCCAGCUAUACAAAUUAAGGGGUAGGAUACGGGAAUAUGACACCCCCAGCCCCAGUACUACAGGGGAGUUCAUUUUCCCAUGUCCUGGCUUUAAUACCAACCCCAACACUUGCUCUAACGCUAACCCUAACUCUCAUAAACCUAAGUCCAACCCUAGCUCUAACCUCCCCCUUGGGAUUUAGAGCAAGGGCGUCCAUAUGGGGACACGCCUAACCAACUACGUAAUACAGCUUUUGUUCCAACGCGAUAGUCAAGCCUAUUUUUCAGACUGAGAGCUCUUCCUGUAAAAAGUCUGGUCAGGAGUGGUUAUGUAGCCCCACCUGGAGUACACAAACCCCAGCAACCUGUAAUACGGGACCGGUGGUAAUAGGGGUUUUUACAGGUGGGGCCGGGGAAUGCACAGGCGGCGAGGUCAAGUAAUUGUAUGCAAAAGAAAGGCUAUUGGGAAUGCGCGGUUGUAUUUUGAGUGGUUGAGAAAUAGUUGUCCUAACCCAACUCCAACAGUAUUGUGUCCAUCAGGUGGGCUACAUAACCGCACCUUACCAAAAAUUUGAAAUAUGGAAAAGAAAAAGUGACUGUACUCGUUACUACUCCCAACAUUUAGUGUAGUCUGUAAUUUCCUGAUGAUCUGAGGCAUCUCUCACCUACCUAAUGCCGUUCUAUGAUGAUGGGUUCGAGUGUGAACCCAAAACACGUCAGCAAACAAAAAUUCUCGUUUCAUCGACUGCACUUCCUCCAUACAGCUAACUAGCACUACCACAUGUCGCCAGGUCGUCCAUAACCAUUUAUCUUGAAGUUGCAUUGCAAUCCUAACCUUGUACAAAACCACUUUCAAAGUUUACAUGCGACGUCCACUUCCUCAUCCUCCUGUCUCCAGAACGCACGCAUGCAUUCAGUGGACUUUAUAUCCUAAUAGCGCCGUCAUAAAACUUGUAGGGGCUCGAAACUCCGACCUCAUGACUUAGCGCUGCAUUUCCUGCCGACUGAGCUAUGGCGGCAUGUCGAACACGAGGAUAUGCCCCCACUCCUGGUACUACAUGUAGUCUCGCGCCAAGUUCCGGAGGAGUUCCUCUUCCCGUGUCCUAACCCCAAUACUUGCGCUAACACUAACUCUAGCUCUCAUGAACCUAGACCUAACCCUAGCCCUCCCAACUCCAAGCCUAACUCUAAUCCCCCCUCUUCGAAUUUAAAGCAAGGUCGCCUGUAAUGAAGAGGAGGGUCAGUCCGGAUCGCUUCAACUCGACAGUUAAGCACAUCUUUCAGUCUGAGACCUCUUCCUGCGGAAUAAGAAAAAUUGUAUUCGUUACCACCACUGACGUUUAGUACAGGCUGUAAUUUCCUGGUGAUAUGAGACAUUUUUCCCCUACCUGAUGUCGUCUCUGAUGAUGGCUUCGAGGGCAGCUUCGAAACACGUCAGGCGAACAAAAUGUCUUGUUCCAGAGACCGCAGGUCCUCCUCCUCCGCCUCCUUAGAGAAGGAACCACCACAUAUCAUCAAAUUGUCUUUAAAAGUUCACCUUGGCCCUACAUUGCAAUACCAGCCAUGUACAAAUUCAGCCUCAAUACUUUCAUGCGGUGACCACUUCCUCAUCUUCCUGUCUCCAAAUUGUAUACACGCAUUCAGUGGGCCUCUUCUACUGAUUUCACUACCUUAACUGUUACUCUCUUCCCUCGCUCUCCACCCCCUGUAAGCUCCUCGUUGCGAGGUCGGGGAAUUUGGGCCAAUCCGGCUGAUUUUGCGUCCACACGAGGGACAGUUGGUGGGCAAGUCACCUUGGGCAAUGACCAGUGAGGUGCCCGAGGCAGGCGGUCUGUCGGGACUCCUGACUAUCGAACCCUGGCAGCUGCUCGUGGCACCUGGCGCUGAGGCUGUACUGACCGUCAAACUCAACGGACGCGCGGCGGCGGCGGCCGCCGUAACAGGCGAUGUUCAGGUGAGGGCCUUCGCGCUGGGCUAUCUCACCAUCGAGGAGGACAACGCGGCUGGAACGCGAGUUCUGCGUCCUGAGGCCUUCAUUUCGCCUCACCUGCGACUCACCCUGACCACGGGUCUACAACAACCUAAGUACGUCUGUUUGGCCACUGUGGCGGUUCUGACAAAUGUUUUUUGCUUCCGAAACCCUGGAAAGGACUUACUGUGCGUGGUUGGCGCUUUAUGUCUGAGUUAUCCUACAAACUGUGGUCGAAGGAUCAUUUGUAUGGUACUGUGCCUGACUUCUCUGGUCAAGAAUAGUGAUAGGUCAGUCAAAGCACAGGCUCCGAAAAAUCGGAAUCGUCCGAAAGGACGCCUGCCUACCGUGACACGGGGAAUGCGUACAACGAAAUUACGUUUUGGUAAAUAUCGGAUGCGGUUAGUAAUAGAGGAUAGUAGGUUUUGCUAUGUCAGUUCGAGCUUUCUUAGUUAUUCUAACCAGGGCGAAUUUAGGUGGAAGACCUAGGGAGGACUUGCAGCAAAGCUAAAUUAUAUGCGUGGGGCAAGAAAAUGUUAACAGUUGUCUAACAAAUUCAGCAGCGUUUUAGUACUCUUGCUUUACAAGCAGACGUAUGCACUCCAUCUGACAAUAUUUAGAGUAUUUUUUUGCUACCUGACUGGUUUCCGUGCCGAACUUUUUUUAACAACGAGCUUUCCUGUUAGUAAAGAAUUACGUGUGGUGGAUACAGAACAGUGGACCGAUGUAGACAUUUCAGCAGGCACCGACUCCUUGGGGAGGUACAGGUAAUCAAAGUUCAUCCUGCUAACGAAUGGCCGACCAAAACCUAUACCGAAAAACACCUAUUUUCAAAAAUAUUUUAGGCAGCUCUCCAUAGUUUUUGCUUACCCCACACAUGUACAUAACCCUCACCGCACCUAUGUUGCAGUGUGCUAGACAGCCCUUCAGUGCCAUGAUGAUGAUGUUGAUGGGGGUGGUGGUGGUGGUGGUGGUGGUGGUGGUGGUGGUGGUGGUGGUGGUGGUGGUGGUGGUGACGCUGGUGGCUAUAACUCUCAUCACCAAAGUAAUAAUCAUGUUUUUUACAUGCACAGACUUGAUCUCGAAUUCGUGGACGAAAACGGUUGCCAAAUGAACCUGGAUGCAGGCGAAAUGCUCACAUCGGACCGCAAGACUAACUCCGCCUCACAGGAAAUACAACUUCCCGCCUUUAUGCACUCAUUCUUAGUGACAGAAACGGAAAUACAGUCGGCUCUAGCAAGCACCAAAGGUGUGUGCAGCACCAGAACAUCGCUUGCAGACGUUGGAAAAACGGAAAUCGCCUUCCAUCCGCUGGAGAUCGCGCGCGGACCUCGCAGUCGCCUUGACACGAGACACCGCUCCUCGACGUCCAGCCCCGUGGAGGGGCCCCAUUUGGCCGAGUGUCUAGUCUGUGUGCGUGGUCUCCGAAUUACCAACCGGGGCUCGCUGGCACUUGGCGUUCAGGCCAAUAUUCAGGCGCCAAACUUCUUCCUUUUUGAGGAUGGCACGCAAACCGGCCUUCCCCGGCUGAGCGAUAAUCGACAUGUGCGCCUGAUCAUGACUGACCAAUCGCGAUGGCCUCGACUGAACCACCCAUCCUGCGAAUUCGUGCUGGAGCCAGGCUGCAAAAAAUUGGUUAGUAGUGAGUCUCUUUUUGUACCAAGGCCUCCUUUCAUGUCUAGUUUCCCCAAGGCUUGCCUAGUCGAUCAAUAAUCUCGACUUUAAUUUGCACUGCCAUAACUGGUCACUAGGCCAAAAGUUUUUGGCUUAUUUUCGGCUAGUUAGACACAUUCUUAAACGAUCAUCCACUCUAAAAAUCCAGAAGUAUAUGCAUGGAAUUAUGCACGUUUGCAAAUCCGAAUUUUAGGAAUAAAUUUAUUUUUUGGAAAUGAAAUGCUUUUUCACACCCUGCCUCACCGCUUUUGUGCGGAUCAAAAAAUCGAUUCUCAAGUCGGCGAAUGUUAGUUUAGUAAGUUAUUCACGUUUACACUGAUACCUUCUAAAAGAAAAAAACAGGGUUAUGCACUGGAUAACGAUGGGAUGUUGGACUACCAAGUAGAUGGCAACUACAAAUACAUACCCUUAAAUUCAGUGUGUCUGUAAACGUCACUCAUUACUCAUCGUUCCCAUUGUUUGAGAUUUCCUUUCCCUCCUGAUUAAUUGUACACUUUCCAGCGACGCCUUGUUCAAAGUCCGCAAUUUUUUGAAAAUCGAUUUUUGUUGAUUUUGCAAUUAUCGUGUCCACUUUCUUUGCCAAAUGACCGCGUGCGGUUAGACUUUUGACGAAAAUGUAUCUAUUUUCCGUGUCUUCUUGCACUCCGUCCUGUGUGUUGCCCCACCCGUAAAACCCCUUCUUCCACCAUUCAACGUAUGACACAGCGCACAGGCUAGCUUAAGGUAGCUGGGUUCUAAACCCUAUCUUUCCCAUGCACCGAGAUUGUCUAGGACAGUUAUUGAUAUAUGAAGUUGCCUAAAUAUAAAGCAAGGUUGAUUUCUACCGAAAUUUGUGAAUUUCAGCCCUAAUGAAACCAUUUGGAAACAUAUUAUGCUGGAGAAAAAGGUUUUUCCGGAACAUUUUAGGCUAGUGAAUAAAACACGCAACGUUUAAGGUUCUCUGAGAUUAUCACAGAGAUUUCAACCCUCGCGUUCUACGAAUUACGACACAUACUGAAUUGUUUCAUAUUUCUUGGCUGAAUUAUACUACUUCCAUUUUUCACUGUUUCUGCAGACAGAUUAAGUCAAAAAUCAAUUUUCAUGGAGGGCAGGUUCGGGUAAAGAUUAUGGGUAGGAUUAAAUUUAGGGUUAGGGUAAGUGUUGGGUUAAAGUUAGGACACGGAAAUAUUUGCCCUUCCUGAAAAUCUUGCUUAAGGCCAUCCGAAUUACCCGACGAAGGGGAGGGUCCUAUUCCCUUGCCUCAUCCUAAAACGGUUGCACAACUUUAGACUUCUUUUCAUUGAGAAAAAUGCCUGCUGAGCGUAUCUUAGGGUGCAGGGGCCGGACCUCAAUUUCUAACUGGUAGUCUUUUCCCCCUAAGUCUGCCAAGUUGUCAUCUCGGACGCAUUUUGAGGUCACGCGUCCAAGUGAUCCACAGACGACAGUUCGACUGCGUUGUCUACGAUGUUCACCGUGUGCUCCAAAGCAAGGUGGCGAAGCAGAGAUGGUGGCUUGUGUGUGAAUUAACCUAUAGUGAUAGCAGACUUCCACUGUGUCUACCACGCCCUCUCCUCCUCCCCCCAAACUGGGCCAGUGUCAAGACAGAGUCAAGAAGACCGAGACGGGCGAGGGCGCAUGUGGAUGGCACGAUCGAGCCCGCACCUUGGUGCUCCACCCCACACCCCUUGGUCCACACAACAAAUGACCAGCUUUUUGACCAACAAUAAAGAGAAUGGAGGCCGGCACGACUGAAGCCACACCUAGGCGUGCCGCCAGACCCGGCUCGGAUCCCAGGCAGUGGGAGUGCCAUUAAGGUCAUAUUAAGAAGCAGCCAUUGCAGCCUGACUAUCAGACCACCAGCCGGCCACUCUACACAAAAGCACAGCACUGGGCCGACUGCGAGGUCCAAGGUAUCCCGUCAGUUGGCAACCUUCCAGGCCAUGGCUUUUAGCGCGUCAGAUUCUCUAUAGGGAGGAAAAUGCCCUGAGUCGUCAACCUAACUCUCCCAUCCAAUACCCAUGUCCCAGCCACUGUCCACGCCGGCCCGUUGACUGGUGCUAGGAAUGGGCGCAGUGGCUGAUAUAGUCUAGUGUGACCUCGUUAAUGUUAAAUUUAUAUAUAUACAUAAACAUACAUUAUGUUAUUACCGACAAAGACCAGGGAGAUUGGACUGGUCAUUUCUGGCUUAUAAGCCGUCGUAAGCCAGUCGCGCCCAAACCCGAAGUGUGAAACACCUGAGGCUCGAACUCGCGACUUGUUAGUUAGAAGUCCAACGUCUCUAACCACUGAGCCACCGGCUCGUUGCUCUGUCAGUUGCGAUCGUGAAUAUACAAUGAUAGAGGGGCGUUCUCCGAUCUGUCUUGUGGAACUGGCUCGUUCCGUUGUGCCUUACGGGCUCUAUCUCGAGCACAACCAGCACCCGCUCAGUGGCCGUGCGGCUGCUGGUUGGGCUCGAGAGCAAGCCCGUAAGGCACAACGGAACGAGUGAGUUCCGUAACAACGAUCGGUGAGCGCCCCCUACCAUAGUCUAAUGAUCUUGCCUGCAUGCGCCACAUGCAUGACCUGGCCCCCUAAACACAAGCACCGCAAUUCCACACAACGGGGUUUGAGCGGCGCACAUCUCACAUGCAUGAGAGUGCCGUAGGUCAUGUUGAGAAGAAGUCGUUUCAGCCUGGCUCUCAGCCCACCAAUCCACCACUCCAAACAUACACAGACGCACACACAACUGGACGGGCUGCGUGGAUUGAGUUGGGGCGUCAGUCAGCAGCCUUCCAGCUUGACGCGCCGGGGUAGACUCAGGCUCGAUCCACCCAUGCAAUAGGAGCCGUAAGGAGACCGAGUCGAGACGCACACUUCCCACUUGCGCAGUAGGGGACAACUGGAUGUUUGUGACAAGUGAUGCUGAGUUGCGAGAAGAUGGUGCUUAGGGAGGAUGUGAUGGUGUGGUUCAGCCGGCGGUUGUCUACCACAGGUUUUCGUGGAUACGCAUAUGGCCGAAUAGGUCCAUGCGGUGCAUGGAUGCGCGAGGACAGUGUGGAUAGUGGAGGCGGAUGCGACGGGUGUAGGUUGAUGCUUCAGACACUGGUUCACCGGUCUCUGUGCGAUGGAUUCACAAGUUACCGACCAGGGCGGUGCGUGAGGUGAAGGUGCGGGGACAGUUAUGGACACGAGAAGUCGGUGGUGUCGGUGUCUGUUACGGAUAUGAUGGUGGUGAUGGACGCACUGAGCAACAGGGUGUGGGUGAGGCUGAGCGUGCUGGGUGUGCAGUGUGCAGCUGGUGACGGUGGGCGCACAGGGCGACGGAGUGAGGGAGGGGCUAUGCAUGGCGGGUGUGCUGGGUGUGUCGGGACUGCGGUCAAUUCCGCUCUCAGGGAUAGACAUUUGGCUGAAUAGGCGCAUGAGAUGCACGAAUGUGCAAGGCGGGUGCAUCGGACGUAGGUUGGUGUUCCACGCACUGGUUCGCCAGUCUCUGUGCAAUGGAUUCUUACGUGACCGACCAGACCGAUGUGCGAGGUGAAGGUGCGAUCGCAGUGAGUACAGGUGUAGUCCAGGUCCUCACCUCUGGUGUCGGCGACUGUUGUGCGAGUGUUUAUUGAUGUGCAUGGCAGACGCUACAACGGCAGACGUUGGGGCAGUGGAGGAGGAAGAGGAGGAAAAAGAAGAAGAAGUAGAUGAAGAAGAAGAAGAAGAAGAGGAGAAGGGGAGGAGGAAGAGGAGGAGGAGGAGGAGGAGGAGGAGGGGAGAAGGAUGGAGGUAGUGGUUCCGAAUGGCGGUCAGAAUUAGUUGGCUGAGUAGAGGACGAGGGAGAGGCUGACGAAGAGACGACGGUUAAUGCAGUCCGAGUGCUGCGGUUGAUCCGAAGGUGUGUAACAAGUGCAGUUGACGUCUGCAAUGUCCGUUGACACCGAGUACACGUUGGAGGCGGUUGUGCGUUGGCCUCGCGAGGUGAACUCAGCUAAGAGUUGCGUUCUUCUUGUUUGUCUUUCGCGACAGCAAUGUGGUUGGCCUCGUAGAUCGCUCCGUCUGUCUGCACUGUCCACCUUCAGGUCGGCGAGCGAUGUCUUCCCAGUUGGUUGAGUUGAUCUGCAGACGCUUGAGGGAGGACUUCAGAGUGUCCUUUUAUCGACGGAUUCGGCCUCCUUGGCGGCGGGAACCCGUAGCGACUUCUCCAUAGAAGAGUUGUUUGGGUAGUCGCUCGUCGUCCAUCCGCUCGAGGUUGCUACCCCAAUGCAGCUGAAGUUGUCUCAGUAUGGUGUAAAUGCUGAGGAUUCCCGUCCGCUCCAGUACGUUGGUUCGAGGAUUCGGUCCUGCCACCUCAGCCUCAGUAUCCGUGGGAGACAGCUGAGGUGGAAGUGGUUAAGUCUUCGCACCCGCUUCAUAUACACCGUCUAAGUCUCUGCUCCAUACAGCAACGUCGGGAGGUUGACGGCCUUAUAAAUCUUCCGUUUCGUGCUGAGCUGAAGACCAUGAUGAUUCCAAACUGUGUUUUGAAGACGACCAAAGGCUUGCCUGGCCUUGGAAAUCCGGUCGGCCACUUCGUCAUCGAUUCUGGUGCUGUGAGGGGGAGGGUGCUGCCCAGAUACGUGAAGUUGUCCACCACUUGCAGUUGGGUUCCGUUCACGCUGCUUUGCGGCGCAUUGUGGGGAGCAGCUGUGUUAGUUGGCGGUUGGUGAACGACCACCGUUUUCUGCGUGCUGAUGACCAGACCGAAGUUCGCGUAGGCAGCGUGGUUGAUAAAAGCAAACGCUUCUGCCUUGUUGGCAGGCACCUUCCUUCUUAAUCUUUUUUUGCACCAGCCGUAAAACCAGAAAUCAUUCUAGACUGAAUAGUAUGCUGUUCAAACAAAUUCCAGGGAGGAUAAGCUUUUGCCCUUCCUCGUCUCAACGACCCCAGCAAAAGUUAAAAAGUGGACUCUGGCAAAUAGUAAUUGUUAAGUAGGCUGAUUUGUAGUCUUCCUAUCAUAUUCGACGAGGACCGGCAUUUCCUGCUGAGACGGGCAUGAGACUAUUGACCUCCUUACUACAGGCGGCCUUGAGCUAAAUUCCAAACAUGAAUUAUUCAAAAUCUGCCAAAACAUCCAAAAGGGGCAUCUAUAUCUGUGUCCUAACUUUAACCCUACCAUUAAUCAUAAGCCUCAUAGCCCUAACCAUAACCCUUACCCUGACCCCCCCAUCCUGGAAUUUAGGGUAACGCCGCCCGCGAUACCGGGGGGUUCAUAUUUCUAUGUCCAAUCGAAACGUCUACGCGUACAACACGCGUGCCGAUCCCUAACCCCACGUGAACCAGGCUUCAGAGGAUGGGUGUUCCAGAUCACGCAUUAGGCUACAUCAAAACGAGUCGCUGUGGUCUUGCUUUCGUUCCAGAGGAAGAUCUAUCUAUCCCCUUCAGUCGGAAUUCCUUUAUGUCCGAUAUAGAGUAGGUGGACUAACUCAUUAAAUGUCAACCGAGAUUCCGCAUUACCUUUUCGUUUCGAAAAGAUUAAUUAUGUAGGGAUAAGAACUAGUCAGCCUGCAACAUAAUUCAGUUAUCUCAGGAUGCUGGCCUUCGAAAGAACUUCCUUCCGGCUGCAUGCAAAAUCCACACUUUGUAAAAAAUUACAACUUAAGUAACAGGAUUUUUUCUCAUUGAUUUUCGCCGCCUCUAAAAGUCCAAUUAUAUUUCAUGGAAAGCAUGCACUGAAAAUAUUUAAUCUUUUGCUCAUUCGGUAGAAAAUUACGUCUUCUUUCGCCUUUAUACGCGAAGGAAGGAUAUAAUUUGUUUUUCAAAAACUUUUACAGUUCCCGAAUAAUUUUGAACCCGCUCUACCGUUACACUUGGAUUCAGGGUUUCCAAACUACAAGCCGUAUAUUUUCCGCAUGCGGAAAACCACACAUUUCUCUAAAGAACUAAAGGGAGACCAUAUGGGGUUCAUAAAAUUUGGCAGUGAAUUUGAUCCAUACUGUUACAUUUACAAGCCACAUUGGUAAAUGCAGAGAUAUUGCGAUUUGUGAACGGUCAUUUCACGGUAUUGAAAAAUCCCACAGUAAGAAACAUCUUUAAAACCGAAUUAUGUCCCUCUUUCGACUAUCAAAUUAGAAAACAUAAUUUUCUGCCGCAUGAGCGAAAGAAUGAAUAUUUUUAUGCAUAUUUUCCACGAAAUAUAAUUGGACUUUUAGAGAAUCGAAAAUCAAUGAGAAAAAUGCAUGCUACUUAAGUAGUCAUUUUUACGGUGUAGUUUUUGCAUACAGCCGGACGGAAGUUCGUUCAAAAGUCGGCAUCCUGAGAUGACUGAAACAUUAUUAGAAUUAUGUUUUCAGAAUGACUAGUUCUACAACCCUACUUAAUUAAUCUUUUCGAAGCGAAAACGCGUUUCGGAAUUUCGGUUGACAUUUCAUGAGUUAGCCCUCCUGCUGUAUAACGCGUCUUAGUAAUUUAAAAGCAUUUAAUCUUUGUACCAGUGAAAAACAAUUGUGCUAAAUCGGUGAGAGAAAAGUUGCCGCAAGUUACGCAUCUCACCGGUCGUCGGUAAUGCGAUACCAGUUUAACUGUGUCGGGGUAUGUCACGUGUGCUCCUAAUGCGUGAGCAGCUCACUGACAGUGCAACAGGCGAGACGCAGACAGCUGUUUCGCGGGCGUUACCUAUCAUCAGUACGUCAUAGGCUCCUAACCUAACUCCAACAAAGUCUGAAAGUUGACUAGCAGUCUUGCUUGAUCGAGAUCCUAGACGGACACCUAGAAGUGCCUAUUCGAUUUUCAAGUCUUGCCCUUGCUCUCGGUCCCAGGAUAUUACAUUCUGUCAGCGGGAUUUCAAGGAAAAGAAUUGCUAACUCUCUUGCUGAAGGUACUGUAGUAGAUCGGAAACGAGCUAUCGAACAUGAAAUAUCAGCCGGCAUUCACACUGAGCUUUCUUGCAAAAAGAAGAGUGUGAGGAGGUCUCCAAUCUCAAAUGAGUGGGCGCGUACCAUAAGAGUCACGUUAAAAAGGAGCCAUUGAAUGCCGACUUUCUUUCCAAAGGAAGAUCUAUACGUUCCCUUCCCCGUUGUAAAUACUCCACGUCACAACUAUUAGUGCGCCUUUACAAUUUGAAAGUGGGUCUGGUUUCGUUUAAAUUAGAACCGUAGGUGUCAUAUCGAUGGGAGAAAAGUUACCCCAAACUAUGCAUCCUAUCAGUCUUCAGUAAUCCUACACCAGCUUAGAAGUGUCAGAAUGGUGCUCUGGGCAUUGGUCCUAAAUUGACUUCAACAAAGUCUGGCCAUCAGUCCCGCCUGAUCGAGCUCGUAAGCCUGCAUUUCCACCUGCUUGUUCAAUUUCCGAGUCUCGUUCUGUUGGUUGUAUUCUUUCACCGGAAAUUCAGGGAAGAAACCAUCGAAGAAGAAAUAGGAAAGGAAUUCUUGUCGGACCGUCUUACAGACGAAGAAAUCUGACUCAGACAAAACAUAGUCGUCGUCUUGAUAAUGAAAGAAGAGGCGUCAUUUAAUUGCAAAACUGUUGCCGGACGGCAUUUCCUAACUUUAGUCAUUGACUCUUCUGUUUUGCGAUUCCCGGCUGAAUAUCGUUCCUCUGUUGUCUCUCAGAAACGCCAAGGAAAUCCCAUUGGGUGACUGGCAUUAUGCGCGAAUUUUAUAUUUUACUAUUCUAUGAAACCUUUGCAAGUGAAAUUCUUUCUUGAUAGGAGCUUUUAUGUCUUAAUAGAAGAUCUGUCGACUUUUACCGCAUUCGCGCUGUUUUUUGGCAGAUUCAGUUUGGAUUCGUCUUCAACCGGAAGGAUCUGACUGGGCUAGGAAGGGAAGCCGGAAAUCAGAAUGUCGAUGCGCAAGAAAGCUUGGUAAACGCUACUUAUUCUCCCUGCUACGUCGCUUACAAGUUUUUCAUCCUGUUGAUCUAUAUGCAAAAGUAAAUGCGAAAUUAAGGCAUUACGUUUUUUCGAGGUACUUCAUUUGAUACGAGUGACUAGUCGAUCCACCCUUUUCCGCUUUGCGUUCGAUGAAUUUCUGCUUUACUGUAUGCCUUAUUCGUCUUGGAGUUAAUCUUAUUGAAUGCAGCGGCUGAACCCAAAUUUACCGCUGAGCUCUGGGUGUCUGAUUGGACAGCGCGUUGUUAGUUCUCACGUCGUUAAGAUCAUGCCACGAAGUACUCAGCCACAUUCUACGGACGACAUCCACUGCUUCCCUCCCCGAUGUCAGGCCAAAAGGAACUUACGUCAGAUCUAUGUCUGAUCUACUAGUUGGAAAUGAUCAUGUCAACAAGAGACCUCGAGAAUUCCCCGAGCCUCUAGUUCGGUGUGUUUCUUACAAAAAAGUUGAGAGGUCCUAUAGAAGUGCAAUCAGUAGGAUACUUCUGCUGGCAUGAAACUUCGUGAAGACCUCGUCCUGGGCCACUUCUCCCUUGUUACAGCAUGCUUCUGUCGGUUUGAAGCCUUUGGUUGGAACUGUUUGCUCAUUUUUACACAGGCGGCCUGUCUUCCUGAGCCACCAUUUCGUACUUCACAACCUGCUUGGAGUUCCGACUGUAACCUUAACUUCCGAAUUCUUCCUUUAGUUUAACAAAAACUACCAGCGCAUGUGGUUUGGCAGUCUGCAACUUCGAGUUUGCAAUCCCAACGAAAUGCGGUGUAGCCGGGAGGCUGUUGUCCUAGAAAAUGCCAGUCCCGUCCUCCACUGUUCUCCUCUGCGCAUCUCUGCUGUCAUGAAGAUGCCGAGACUGGAACUGCUCUCGCCUGCUGUCAUUCAGGGCCGCGUAACCUUCGUUAGGCAGACUUCCACCCUUUUUGUCCGUCUGGCCAACCAUGGGCCCUCGAGAGAAGUCUGGGUGCUGGAGGAGGUUUCCUCUGGUGCGUCGCUGGGUGGUUUUGUUUAGGCUACGCUUCGAGUCGCAAAAUGUGGGCUAAUUCUCGCCUAGUGACCCUUCUCACCUUAGAUCGCUAAAGAGUCGAUCUGCUUUUGUGUCACUAUCUUCCGGUUAAAAGACAAGAUCAGACAAGAGUGAAGGGGUGGUAAUCCUUUACUUGUGACACCAACCAACAAUACUACUAGCGUCGAUUGUUAUUAUUAGUAUAGGCGACAAUUACGAUAAUAAUAGUUCUAGGAACGUAGUUGUAAUAGUAAGAUUGCAGUUAGUAAUAGUGAAAGUAGUAUCAGCAGCAGUAAUGGUAGCAGUAGUAGGAAAAAUAUUAACGGUUUUUGAAGUUGUAGUAAUUCUGACGAUGGCAGUAGUAGUAGUAGUAGUAGUAGUAGUAGUGGUGGUGGUGGUAGCAAUAUUAGAAGUAGGUGUUGUUGUUGUACUGGUAGUUACGGAGACAACAGCAGUGACAGAGGAAGUACUCUGAAUGGCCGAUGAUGUAGACAUUUUCAUGUUUCUCCUGAUUCUUUUAGCUUUGUAUUUUUGCCAUCUGUGUUCUAUGCCUUCCAAUAAAUACUCUAGCUAGAAUAGUAUGCUUAAAAAUGCAAUCAGCCACACUCUCUUUAGAAGAAGAGGAAGGAGAAGGAGGCUCAAUCGCUGGAACAGGAGGUCUAUUGGCCUGUCAUUCCGGGUUCUCACUCAAACCUAUAAUCAAAGACAAUCGCAGAAAAUGGUGGUGGUGGUGGUGGUGGUGGUGGUGGUGGUGGUGGUGGUGGUGGUGGUGGUGGUGGUGGGUCUCACAAGAGACGACAGUCGCGUGAUCCGCCAGCUGCUUGAGUCAUAAUAUUCCGGCCCCCAUCCGAUCAGCAAGCGCAGUGACCACCCGGCCCCAUAUUCUGUGCUAAGACUUCGUCUGGGCAGAAUAAUUAACCAUACGGUGAUGACGCUGAUGACUGAAUAUUCCAGUAACAGCGAGAAAAAAUGGCCAAGUAAUUAUCAUGCGAAGAAUCCAUAGUGGUAAUUUUAUCUCGGCCACUACUUACUCAUGUGCGGACUAACAAACAAUCGAUGAAUGUGGGAACUGCCAAUUACAGCAGGCAUGGGAUCCCGUGGCAACUGCACCUUUUGUGCUGCGACUGUCCCUGAUUAUGGGUUGCAGUGAGAGUCCGAAACGGCAGGCCGCUAGGCCUCUUGAAUCAGUGAUCCCAUUUUAUUCUUCUGAACUGUCACUUGCCUCUCCGCUUCCAUCGUACUUUCUUUCCUACACUUUUUUUAGUUCUCUACAAGCCGAGUCUGGGAAGUCUGAACGAACCGGGCUUAUUUCCGUUAGCCUGUUCGUCUACUUCCCCCUCGGAGAGUUCCGAACCUUGCGCUUCUGCCUCCGACAGCGACGGGACUGCAGAUCUGACCCAAAGUCGCUCAGUCGCUACUGUAAGCUCUUCACAGCUAAUGGGCAGUAAUCUCCAGGCGGUCGCGGAUGCCUCGGAAGCCUUCAUUUUCACAACGAAGUCGGGUUUCUUAGAAGCAGCCGGUGAUAUCAAGAGGAAAGAUAUAACAAGACUAGAAGUAACUUUUGCACCAAAGUGAGUCCUUCUUGUGCAGACCGCUGCAUUAGGGGUACUUCACUUCAAGUGGAAAGAAGAUAGUGUUCACUCAGUGUAGUUGUAUUUUUCGAUUCAUGUCUAACUUGAUCUAAACGCCGGGUCAUAAGCAGCCAGCAGAUUUAUAGAGGUUUCCUUUCAGUUUUUAUCGAUUUCUCUUAAUUACAGCCGCUGAACGCUCGAAUGUGAAAUAAGUAAAUGAUUGUCCUUUUCGAGUAAACUGUUUGGAUAAAUUUGCGCUGUGUAUUCAAACAAAAACGAAAAGUACAAAAGGGCGACGAUUGGGUGUAGGACCCGCAAGUAACUGGGGCUAGCCUGUGGACCGCGUCAUACGUUGAAUGGUGGUAGAGGGGGUUUUACGGGUGGACCAGCACACAGGACGGAGAGCAAGAAGACGCAGAAAAUAGGUAAAUUUCUGCCGAAAGUCUUGCCGUACGCUGUCAUUUGGCAAAGAAAGUGAACACAAUAAUUUAAAAAGUAAUCAGAAGACGAGGUGGCGAGCAUACGUAGCUGUCGAUAAAUUCGCGUCGGGGGUAGAAGUAAAAACACGUCAGUGAUAAGGUAAAUCGAUUAAAACUCGCCGGGUGUGGGACUGUGGGGUAAAGGGGAGGGGUUAUGGCAGUCACUGUCAGGGCCGGGUGAGAGCGGAAGGGCGCGGAGAGGUUGCAGCGUUAGUCGACCUUCGGCCACUGUUGGCGCGGAGCCUGAACGUGGUUCUUCAGUGCGCAUAAGAUUGGUUUUCGCAAACUGAUGGCGGCCGCCUCUGCUGUUGCUGACAGGCGCUGUCCCAGUGGUUUAGGAUAGCUCGAUGGGACCUUAUAGAUCAUUAGGGUCUACAUGAUGUCCGGAAUCGACAACAUGCGCGAGAAUGGCGCUGCUUAUGCUUCAAAUGUCGCCUUUUCCCAGCCAUGCCGGGAGGUGUUCCUGUAUUCUCAUGGAUAAGCGCCGACUCGUGCGACCAAUAUAGCCUGCCCAGAGGAGCAAGUGAAUGAAUAGAUGCACACUGAAGUGGUCUGGGGUGGCAACUUAAUCCUGGCUAGAUCGCAGUUGGUAGUCAGGCCCCGUAUUGCAGGUGGCUGGGGGGGGGGUUAUUAACUGGGGCAAUUUUGUGGGGCUCCAUAAUCACAUCUGACCCAUUUGGCUUCCGUUUUCCGUUUGAGGGUAGGAUUAGAGUAUCGGUUAAUGGUUUCCGAUUUUCGGGUUAGAGUUAUGUCUUUAGGCUUAGAUUUUCGGGUUACGGUUAGGGUUCGAGCGUACGAUUAGGUGUCAGUAUUACGAUUAGGUUUUUCAGUUACGGCUAUGUCUAAGGGCUGCAUUUACGUUUAUGAUUUCGGUUAGGAUUAGUGUUAGAGUUGCCGUUAGGGUUAACGGUUAACUUUUAAGGUUGGGGUUAGGGUUAAGGUUAGGAUGAGGGGUUAAGGUCGCCGUCCGCUUCCCCAUUCCUGGCUAACAACUGCGAUCUAACCCUUAUUCUUACCUUCUCCGCGUAAAAUAGGGUCAGUAAAGAAGGACACUUGAACCCUUGCCGAUGGGAGCGUUCGCGAAACAGCUUGAUCAAGGCGCCUCUUUAGGAGUUCACUUGCAGCGUCCCUUGAAAAGGGUCUUUAAGGAACAGAGUUUUCUUUUCGGCAGUCGGUGUGACGGGUUUUACCGGUCAUUCGGUCAUAUUCUUUGAAAUAAACCUGUCCGGGUACCCGUUUUCACGAAGGAAGUUAUGGAUUUUUCUACGUUCCUCCUCUAUGCUAUCUCUUGAGCAAAUUGUUCUAGUUAUUUGUGCCAAAUAUCGGACUAGAUUUCGUUUUUGUUGUAGGGGUAUGAGAUUAGCGAUUUUAUUAAAAAAUAACUGACUUUGAAUAGAGCGCCACUAGUGGGUUUACAUUUAGUGAGGAAGGGAAGGAAAUUUCAAACAAUGGGAACGGUGAAUAAUUAGUGAUAUCUACAGUCACAUUGACUUGUAAGGUAUAUUUUUGCAGAUGCCAUCUGUUUGGUGGUCCUACACCCUAAAGUUAUCCACAAAAGCAAAGAUGGAGCUUAGGAUGUUCUGUCGUCUAAGGUGUUGUUCCGCUUUUUUCCUCUUUUGCCAUAAUUAUUACCCGUACACUUUUACUGUUUUUCAAUGCCCAUGUACUUCACGUAAAACAAAAUUUUUUACCCUUUUUAGGGAAGAUGGCGUCUUCGAGAAAGUUGUCUACUUCGUGGGACUGCUGUCGGGCAAUCGUGUCCCAGUGACGUUCACAGCCGAAGGCAGCUUCGAUGAACGUUUUGACCAGCACUUCGCCGAGUGA
This is a messenger RNA of Spirometra erinaceieuropaei, 71460 nucleotides long. Lineage: Eukaryota; Metazoa; Platyhelminthes; Cestoda; Diphyllobothriidea; Diphyllobothriidae. The record is from the annotation of a GenBank genome assembly.